AUGGAAGAGCAAAAUGAAGGAAGCAGAACAAUGGUAAGAGAUGAUAUUAGAAUUAUUGCUUUACAGCUCUCUACCAGAAUGGAUAUUUUGCCAGAGUUACCAUAGAUUUAAUCUUUUUUGUGUGUGUGUGUUUUGCAAUCAAAGAUAACUAACCCGAAGAUAGUGAGCAAGUCAUCGUACAAAAAUGUAAAUGACAAUUAGUAUAUAUUUCUGGUGGAAAUGGAUUGUUUUAAUGGUGACAAAAUCCUGUUGUGUAAUAAGUACCAAAGGACAGGUCAUUUCAACAGUUUCAUCAAUCGCAAUAAGAAAUGAAAGGUGCAUUUAGAAAUAGAUUCACACAUGCUAAAAUGAUAUUGCUUUUCUGCCUUAAAUAAAGUUUCUGGGGCUGCAAGACUGUAUCUGAUGACCUGGCUAUCGUCCUCAUUGAAAUCAGUGGGAUAUACUUUUGAAUCGACACAUAUAGAAUCAUUCUUCUCCCCACCAUUUGGGGCACAUUUAAACACUAAAGAAGAACAUGCAUAAAAACUCUAGAUUGGUACUGAUUUCAGUGACAUUUGCACCCUGCCCUUAGUACUCUGGCUAGUAAGUACAAACUAUGCCAACUCUUACAUCCAUGCAAUCUCUAUUUAUUUUAGGAGCAUUUUUAAGGGUUUAGAAGGGCUGUUAGGGAUGCUGGGGUCUGGUGCCUAGCUAUGCUUUUCAAUUUAAUGAAACAAUAAAGAAGAGGUAGAUGAGAUAGCAUGUACAAAUAACGCUCGUAUAGCUCAUUUCUUUACACUCAAAUAAAGAGGUGUAUUAAGCUUAGUAAAAGCAGGAGAGUCUGUGCUAGUUCAAUGUUUCUCAUACUUUUUGAACAUGAGUCCCCCUUCUAAAUGAACUCGUCUAUUUUUCUCCACCACCCCCUCCAAUGACCCAGCAGUAAUAAUCUGUUUUGUAGAUGAGAUGCAGGCAGAGAGAAGGAGACCCAUGCUCACGUGUCACACAUAACACAGUCAUGUGUGAACAGUUGGUUCUGCAUGCAAAGAGCUAUGGGUUGGGGUUCCACUCCUAUCACCAGCGCUAGCAGAGAAACGGAGCAGAAUUUAUUUGACACCCCUCUAAAACAAUGUACCGGGAAGCAUCAUAAAAAGAAAACAGCAGGUCUUUCUGAGCAACCUUCUUCGCAAGGUUGACACAUGGAUGAUAAGGCAAUGAAGGGGCAUCUGCUGGGGACAUUCAAUCCACCCAGGUUUGGACUUGGGGGACGAGGGGACGUGCCACCUACUUCAUGAUUCCAUCCCUCUCUGAAACCCCAUGCCUUCCCUGUAAAUCAGGAAUAGAGAACUUUGGCUCUCCAUAUCUUCUUGGCUUCCAUUAUCCAUGGCCAUUGCCCAUGCAAGUUGGGCCUGAUGGAGCUUGGGAUUCCAAUAACUUCCAGAAGGCCACAGGUUCCUCACUCCUUCUAAAGCACCCCUCAUUUGGGCAACCACAGUAUAAGAACAGGAUUUGUUACAUAUUCUAAUCCUUAAAAAAAUGUUACUGAAUUGUUAACGAUCCCAUCGCUUACCUCAAUUCUCCUACUUGAGGUCAUCUAACAAGGAUUAGUUAUCUUUUAAUACUGGUGGAUUUGUGAUUACAGUACUAGAGCGUUUAAAGGAUUUGUUAUUUUUCCAGCUUUUCAAUGAAUCUAUAUUAAUAAAGAAGUAAUGCUUUGCCUGCACUGGUUGCAAAUAUGGAACCAAUGUGGAUUCUCAGUAUCUCAUGACUAUGGCCAUCCUGGUACAGAUAUAACACUUAUUUUUGUGUAAACUCAUACAUAGGAACACACAUACAUAGGAACAGUGCAGGAUUAAACUCUGUGGAGGCCCCUAGGCAGUUGAAAUCUCGGGGGACCCCUUGUGUGCUUGCUCUAGUGGAAUAACAUUGAACUAGGAAAGCUUGAUUGGAAUUCUCUUUCAAGAUCAAAUCCAUAUUAUUUUGAUCCAUUAUCAAGGGGCUGCUAAAAGGCGUGGGGCCCCUAGGCCUGUGCCUACUCUGUCUAUUUGGUAAUCCAGCACUUCAUAGGAAGUUGAAAGACUGAUAAUGCAUGGAUGCGAUUCAUUUACUGAUUUCAACGUAGCCUUUAAAGGCUUUGGUUUUCAUAAAAAUGAGUGACAAAUGUAACAUUUUCUUACUUCUGCUGACAGCCUCAGCACGCUUAGAAGCAAAACCUGUUACCUACUAGCAAGUAAAUGUAAUUAGAAGGAAGGUGGAAACUUGUCAGUGUACCAUACAGUACAUUUAACAUGCCACAUACGAACGAUUUUUAAGAUGCAAGUAUUUGCUGGCAAAUCUAGAGAAAGAAAAGAAACUUCUGUGCUUAUGCGUGCAGAAGUGUAGGUUUCUCUGGAGGGCAUGCUUCCUUAUAUCAAAAUGUCCAGAUUCACUGAAGUCGCUGCCAAAUGCUCACUGACUUCCGUGGAUUCAGGUUACCCCCUUAAGCCCUACAUCUCUGUGCUUUUCAAUAAGAUAUGUAUUCCUCCAGCGCCUAAGGGUCAAAUUACUCAAGCAUUACAUCAUUGUAGCGGAAGACAUGCGCCCUGAAGGGGGAAGCCUCAUUGAUUAUAGAGCAGGAGCACUACCUCAAACAAUUCUCUUUGAAGGACCCCGAAGGGCAGAUAUGCCACCAAAUAUAAUCCCUGGGAAGAGGAUCCAUGUAGGCGGUGACAUGAUUAUGUAUGAAAAGUAUAUAUAAUAGUUAGGAAAGCCAAUGAAUUUUUGUAUGUCAACUAAACUCCAUCGGGAAUGUAUUCUAAAUGCUGUACAGAAACAGGCAGUGGGUCGAUCAGGUAGCCUUCAGGGUGAUUUGCUAAAUAUCUGAGUCUCCUUUUUAUAUAUAUAAAAAUGAUGGAAUCAGGUUUCUAGGGGUUCUUGGGGGAAAAGGUAGACGGCAGAUGACCAUCCUACCUGAAGGAGUGUCUCCACCUCCAUCGUUCUGCUCGGACACUGAGGUCCAGCGCCGAGGGCCUUUUGGCGGUUCCCUCGCUGCGAGAAGCCAAGUUACAGGGAACCAGGCAGAGGGCCUUCUCAUUAGUGGCGCCCGCCCUGUGGAACUCCCUCCCACCAGAUGUCAAAUAGAAAAACAACUACCAGACUUUUAGAAGACAUCUGAAGGCAGCCCAGUUUAGGGAAGCUUUUUAUGUUUAAUAGGUUAUUGUAUUUUAGUGUUCUGUUGGAAGCUGCUCAAAGUGGCUGGGGAAACCCAGCCAGAUGGGCGGGGUAUAAAUAAUAAAUUAUUAUUAUUAUUAUUAUUAUUAUUAUUAUUAUUAUUAUUACCUCUGUUAAAAACCUCCAAUGGAGGGGAGUCGAUUUCUACUUCUGAGGUUGUCUAUUCCACUGUCAAAUAGUUGUGGCCAUCAGCAAGUUCUUCCUAAGGUUUCACUCUCCUUCCUUGUAAUUAUAAUUCAAGCCAGGGACCCCAUCAGGAAGCAGGUUCCUCUGGGAACGUAUGUUUGUAUAGUUAGCCCCACUGGGGUAUGACAAGCCACAGGGAUUGAAGAAGAGGUGUGGCCAAUCUCAGGAGACCCAUGGCAUGCUGUGGUAUGGGGCACCAUUCUGCUGAGAGCACCCAAGUGCUUCAGGCGCAUACUGUGUUGGCUUGCCCAGUUGGUCCUGGGACAGCCAGCUUGAGAGAGAGACUUUGGAUAUUAAUUAUAUACCUGAGCACAGAAUCAUAGAAUUGUAGAGUUGGAAGAGGGCCAUCUAGCUCAACUCCCUGCAAUGCAGGAAUCUUUUGUCCACCGUGGGGCUCGAACCCAUAGAAGAAGAAGAAGAGUUUGGAUUUGAUAUCCCGCUUUAUCACUACCCUAAGGAGUCUCAAAGCGGCUAACAAUCUCCUUUCCCUUCCUCCCCCACAACAAACACUCUGUGAGGUGAGUGAGGCUGAGAGACUUCAGAGAAGUGUGACUAGCCCAAGGUCACCCAGCAGCUGCAUGUGGAGGAGUGGGGACGCGAACCCGGUUCCCCAGAUUACGAGUCCACUGCUCUUAACCACUACACCAUGGCUGGCUCCCACACCCAUGAUCCUGAGAUGAAGAGCCUCAUGCUCUACCAACUGAGCUGUCCCAGGCACGGAAGCACAAAUGAGCCCCACGUUUGCAAUAAUAAUGAUUUAAUAAUAGAAAGACAUUCAUUUUGACUACCACACACAGCAAAGUUGAAUGUCAAAAAGAAAAUAGGGGGGAAGGAAGAAGCAAAAAACUUCUCCCACUACAUUUCCUGGCACAAAGUGGAAACAACAUACCAUACAAGAUGUUAACAUCAGUUAGAACACCCUUUCCUUAGGACACCAGCAUCUCUAACGGAGGUGAUUACCUGAGCAGAACAAUAGCCUGAUUGUCAAAAUGCUCAAUGCAGAUGACGGGAAGAACGUUAGUAUUUAUGGAUGUAAUUAAAUGUCACUUGCAGUGUGAGUGAGCUGAUACCAUGUAAUGUUAUAUUUACUUGGCAUCAAGGAAUAGAUUUAUGGGAAUGUUUUAAAAAACAGAAGGAAGUCAGCUGAGCACUAAGCUGUAAUGUAGCUGCUGUACACAAAUGCAGGAAACCUAUUCAAGUUUAUGGGGUCAUGGGACUUACUUUACAGUGUUUGUCAGCAUAUAAAAGAUGUACAGGCAGAAAUCCAAGCAGGUGGCAGGGCUUCCAGUUGUUGUUGUUGUGUGUGCUGAGGGUACAGCAUAUUGAGCACAGGAUGUGUGUGCAAAAAAUGCUGGACUCUCAGAGGGCUUCCAAGUGUUGGGUUUCACACCACCACCUCCACAAACACACCUGAUCCUUAAGUGAUGCUAUGGCAGGUAGAUACUUACAAACCAGGUGUCAAUUUCCUUUCUAGUCCUAAUGUAUCAGCAAGAUUAGAAUGAGAUGAAGAGCAAGCAUUCCUCAGUGGCAGUGCUCCCAUCCCCCCUACCCCAAGAACCACUUAUGAAGGUUACUUCUCUGUUGUAAAUGUUUCUUCUGUGGGAUAUUUCCUCUUUCAUAUUUUGGUUCCACACAACAGUCAUCAGAGUAGUUGAAGACUGGAAACACCUCUGGAGAACAAAUGCAUUCCAUGGAGACAUUUGACUUAUGUCAGCUGAUAUAUAUAUAUGUGAGAUCUUCAGGAACUUGUAGAAAAGUCCCACCCCAUGCCAGCAGCACCCGUAGAGUUGCAUCCAUUUAAAGCACUGGGGAUGGAGAGUACCAAAGCAAUGAAAAUAAAAAGCAAUGCCUUAAAAAAGAAUAAUCUUUUAGUGAUGCCAUGAUACCUUCCAACGUUUCUGGGGAUGGGUGGGUCCUGUGGGAAAUUGGAUACAAGUUCCUUGUUGUGUUAUUUGUGGAUCCAGGUGCAAUGGGGGGCAUGCACAGACAACAAUAACGACAAGGAGUCAGGUGUUAGAUUAUAAUUAGGCCACAAAAUUAUUGAUUACAGGCUUGGCAUAGGCACUGGGCCUAUAUCUACUGAUCCAACUUGCUUGCUGGUUGAUAUGCUGUCAGUCAACAGAUGGGGUUGACCGAUGUUGGGGUCCCCCACAUAGUGAACUGCUUCUGGUAGACUCCGAAAUUCCUUUGGCUUGUGUGUGUCACUGAGUACAUUCUUCAACUGACCCAAAUGCUUUGUUGGUUCAGCUUGUUAUUUCUACCUGGAAUAUAUGCUGUCUCGUAUGUAGCUCAGCACGUGAAGGAUUUUAGGAAACAGAUGGUAUCUUUCAGGCUAUUGCCAUCAUGGGAUGGCCACCUGUAGGCUUGCCGGAAAGGAAAGUUGCAUUUUACAGACUUUAUCUUUCUUAUGUCGCUCCUUUUCAUCUUGCUUUUUCAGUGGUUAUUCAGGGGAGGCUUUUAGCCACAAGUGACACCCCCUUGAUGGCAUGUGCUGAGAUGAGUGGAAGCCACAAGAACACUAGAUAGGCAUGACCACUGUGUGCAGGGUGUAGCUUGAUAAGCUGCUCAGGCAUACUGUCUCUUCUCUUGCCUUGAGGAAAGAGGUGUGGCAUUAUGCAUGGAGAGACUGUUCUCCAAAGCGUUAUCCUCUAGUAAACUCCAUUGUGUACGGUGAUACUAUUAUCGGUUCUAAUUUGUGCUUAACCAACUUCAGCGGAGCAGUAAAACAUUGCUUGAGGGUAAGGUGUGGUGUACAGAGAAGAGCACCGGUCGGGUCCCUGUGAUGAGGUGUUCUGCUAGGAGCGGGAGAGGCAUCCCAUAAAGACUUCCAUCUUCUGCCUUGCUUGGAUCAGUGACUCAUAUCUAACCAUCAGGAUUCCCAUGGCGUUUUGGCAAAAGAAUUUCUGAGUCACUGUGCCACCAUCCCCCUUUAGGAUGGUUUGCUAAAAACCGAAGUUCUGUUUACCUCUCUGCAUCCCCGUGGAAGCGGAAAGGUGACCCCUGGGUUUUCGUGCUUCAACAGGAAUUCCAUUGUUUUCUGCAAUUGUUUACAGUAACUGAGGGAUCCAGGACAUAAAGUAUAAAGGAUGGUUUCCUUAAGAUCUGCUGAGGUCCAACACAUUUAUUCUUUUUUGCAAGAAGGGAAGAAAACUGCUGUCUUUAGCAUUUCUAUGCAGAAUCAUGCUAAUUGUUUUAAAUGUCACCAUUUGUUUCCUUUGAUUUAUAAACCAGUUUUAAGCGAUUAGUGUGAACAUACCCUGAAUGAGAAGGCUGGCAAAAUAUCUAUGUUCUAACUAAGCAUCUUGCUGAGAACAUAAGAAGAGUGGAGCAAGUAUCUGUUCCAUAGUCUGUCUUAGACCUGUGUCAUUCAUUAGGUUAACCAGAGGUGAGGAAUCAGUAUUGCUUCAGAACUUGUGGGACUCUAACUCCCAUCAACCCCAUUUCGGAUGGUUAAGGGGUGAUAAGAGUUGUAGUCCAACAAUAUCUGGAGAGUCAAAGAUUCCUUAUCCAGGAUGCAAACCAAUUUAUCACUCCACCCUCAUUCAUUACGGUGUGAAAUUAUUCAAGUACCAGUGCAAUUCUUAAAGGAUCAUUUUCAGUAGCUGUUAACUUCACAGCCUUCCACCAAAGGGCCUGUUCAAAAUGUAAGCACUAGUUUAAAUCCUUGUCGUUUUUCCUGAUCAGUGAUGAAAGUUAAUGUUUGCAACGUGGAAUGCUCAUAGCUUGAGGAACAAUCUGUCAUCGGAAUAAAGUAUAGCUGCUCUAGCUGAUUGGUUUCUGUCCAUAACUAUUGGUUGGGUUUCUAAUUAUUUCUUGUUGGCAGUCAUUUCAAAUUAUAUCAACAAGGUCAUGUCACUCUGAGGUACCUUUUCAAAUGUUACUGAGGGGUGUUUCCUGAACACUAAAGUACAAAAAUAAUUUCACUUUAUUUGUUCAAGGAAGGCCUUCAAACUGGUACCUUUGAGUUGUUAUCCUCUAACCUCUUCCUUGGGAAGAUGCACCACUGAAUUCAGUUGUACUUACUUCUGAGUUUACAUUUAUAGGAUUAUACUGUUAGUAGAAAAAUACAGAACUGACAAAUGUCGGUGAACAAAUAUGCAUAUUUUCAAGUUCCACACCAAAUCCAAGAGAGGGAGAAGGAUAUAGUGAUAUACUUGACAACAUCGGACUUUUCCUCAUAGGUAAAAAAGUGGCUGACAGAAAUUUGGUAGGUCAACCUGCAGCCGCUUGUGGAGUUCAUCUUGUGGAGUGCCAGGCGCCAUUUCUCAAUUAAAUAAUAAAAUAUCUAGCUGGCUCUCACUUCAUGACAAACAGUUGAUCAGGGUGGUCAACGUGGAGAAGAGAACAAGGCAAUGUUAGAUGAGCAGGAAGUCAGGUUAGAUUAUGAACUAAUGUGCACUCUUUUAUCCAUUGAUACAGGCAAACACUGCUUGACACACUAAGCGCAAAAGGCUUUGCUGUUCACUUACAUAGCUGAUGUAUCAUAUAAUACAUAAGAAGUCCUCCCCUGCUACACUUUUUGUAUUCGUUUAACAACCAAGCAAAAAACUUAAUAUUCACUCGCCUACUUUAUCCUGACAUGUAAUGGCCUGCCCAGUUUCUGUCAGAUAUGGUGCUGUUUCCUAAUGAUUCAAACUGAAGAAAAUGUUCUCCGGGAGAUGGAUGGAAAUCCUAGCUUUGGCUUCUAAAUAUUUCUGGACCAUGACAUUAGAUGUCAAUAUGCCCAGAGAAUUUGGAUCGGCAUUCAAAUUCUUUCAAGUACAUUUUAAAAAAAUGAGCAAAAAGGUUAGCGAACUCAAAGCUUGUGUGACUAAAAACAUUUUCUGAACUUGAAAAGACAGAAAUUCGGGUUUGGAGCAUUUUGCAGCACUGGAUCCAGAGCAUAAUCAUAUCAAUGGAGAGAUUUCAACUUAUUGCUGUAAUCAAUCAUUGCAUUAAGUUAGGAGUGCUGUGCCUGUCAUUGUACAGAUGUUGGACUCCAUUCCCAUCAGCCCCAGCCAGCAUGACCAAUGGUCAAGGAUGCUGGGAGUUGUUGGCUGGGUUAAAGGAUGGCUGAUCAGUGUAAUAGACGAGGGUCAAGUAUAAGAGACUCAUACUAUGCAGCACCAAGUCAAGGCAUCAGAUCAGCGCAGCAUUGCUGUACUGCAAUAUCUACAACUGCCUGGUGUAGUGUCCUACAACAUUGGGUUGUACCCAUUGCAAUGCUACCCAUUGCAUUGGGUUGUGUGAAAGUGUAUGAAGGAAGCAGAGUUUAUUUGGUCAACAAUCUAAAAGCAUUCUGAUGUAAUUCCACACAACCAGAAUACAGUAGUUGUGCAAUGUUACAGUGGACAUACAAAACAGAACUGUCUCAUUUGUCAAAUGUCAGAUGGUCGUCCACAAAGUAAGUCACUCUAAAAUCCCAUUUAAAUCAAUGGGCUUUAGCACUGACUUUUUUCUGUGCUGUCUUGUGAGCAUUAUACAUAGAUUCAAGAGCUUAGCAUCAUAGAUAUUUUACGUCCUUCAUUUGCUUACUGUUGCCAGUUUUAAAUAUCAACAUCUUUCCUAAACCUGUCCAGUCUAUUUAUUUUGUUUCCUGGAAUUGCCAUUCUGUAUUGCUGAAAUGAAAAAUCGUGUAAGAGACUAUUUUAAAAACAACUGGGUUUAAAUGAAAAUGUAUGUUUGCUGGGUUGAAUCCAGACUGACACUGUUAUGUUUAGUUACGUGGGUCUGUUCCAAGCAUGACUAAAUCUGGGUCAAACCCCUUGAGAAGUCACUCAAAUGACUUCAGAACAUGAUGUAGCAUCCAGAGGUCCCCUCUAAUCGGAGGAGUCCUUCUAUCGGAAAAAGCCCCCUUCUGUCAGAUUAACCUCUUUCCACCAGAGGAAGGAAAUCAUUGGAAACCAUCUAAUCCAGAAGAGAUGUAUGUUCAUUUGUGCUGUUUGUUUUCUGGAUGCAAAAUUAAGAAGUUGGGUUGAGAAGGGAGUUGAUGUGUGAAGUUUCUUAGAGCUAUCAAAUCCCUGCUUUGUGUUUCAUGCUUUGUGUUGUCUGCCUGAAUUAAGCAGUGUCUGGCCGUUCCAUCCUUACAUAUAGCUGCCAAAAUCUGUCAUUGUGUUCAUGAGAAAUCACUGGAAAGUGGCUUUUAUAUCUGGAGCGCAGUGAUGCAGUCCUCUGAACUGGUCCUGGUAUGUGAUUUCAUAAGCAAAUCUUCCCUCAGGAUGUUCCUAGGGCUGCUAUGUGGGGUAUUGUGGAAAAGCAAAUGUAUACAUUCCCAUAUAUAAAAUGAAAUGAAAUGAGAUAGCAUGAUGGUUUAGAUGGUUAAGCAUCGCUCUCGGUCCUACAGCAUCCGUAAUUGUAGCCAGGCUUUCUAACAGAGUUGGCUGAAUGGGUAAUCUCUGCAGCCAAACCCGCUAGAUUUCCUUGUAGAACAUCUCUCUCUUCUUCCCUCUUUGCUUUUCUGUGACAUUUAUUUUCCUCUAUCUAUCCAUCUUUACCCCCAAACCCCUUUUGGGCUCAUGACGAGCUGCAUUAAGGAUUUGCUUUAUCUUUUCCUUCCUCCGCUUCUCCCACCCCCCAUGUUCCCCCCACACCUUUUCCUAACCUGAAAGCAUUAUCCAUUCCUUGUGCAUUUAUCUUAGCUUAUGUGGUCGCCAUGAGAUGAAGAACCUCAAGCAGUCAGUCUGCGGUUGAUUUGAAAACAGGCGAGUCUCAACAAUGAGCUUAAAGAAAGGUGUCAGGUAUAAAUCAAUUCUUCAAACAACCAGGGUGCAUUCCAAACUUCAGAGACACUUCUUUGUGCAAAGUGAUUUCUCUCUCCCCCACCACCCGCUCUCCUUUUCUUUUCCCUCUGCCUGGAAGAGGAUGAAAGUGGAGGAGUGGGGGCAUUCAUUUAGUCUAAUAACGAGGGUGAAGCUCACAGGCAUAAUAAUUUGGCAGCUGCUUUGCUUCCUGUAACAGUUAAACUUCUAUAUAGGCUUCUUUUUUUUCCUUUUUUUUAAGCUGGGGGCUUCUCAAAAGCAAGUGUGUGUGCUUUUUGUUGUUGUUGUUAAACUGCUGGUGGUUCACCUUAUGCAGGAGCCUUGCAAUUAAUCUUGUUUGUAUUUAAAAAGACAAUUCCCUCUAUAAGCUUUCCUGACCUAUAAUUAAUGAAGAUCAAAACUGUUACUAAGAUGUUUAAGGAGGUAGGGGAGACAUGGACAGUUCUGUAACAAGCACAGGAAGACUCUGUUCUUCACUCAUAUUUUUUUCCACUCUGUUUUUUUUUUAAAGCGUUUCAUAUUCUUCUUUAUAUUGUUAUCUUUGAUUAAAGGGAUGUGCAAAUGAUUAUGAUGGAUAAACAUUUGGAAGCGCCUAAAGCGCUAGUUCACACACUGCUUCUUUGUUGCAAGCUCUGAUCUCUUAUGUGGGGUCUUGGUGCCAGUUUCAUGGCUAUUAUCAUCCCUGCUCAAUUACUCACUGCUGUCAAUUUACAAUGGAGACAGAUCCAUGUUUAUUUGCAAAUGCCUCAACACGCAUUUGUACUACGGGUGCAUAUUACCGAGUACAUAUUAAACUCACAGGCAACUCCCGUUUUAUAUGCGACCUAUAUGUGCCCACAGGGCCAAAUCUGGAAGUGACCCGGAAACGUCAUAAAAGAUGUCACUAAAAGGGUAGAACAGGGGCAGAGUGGGGCGUUUCAAUUUCACAUGGUUUCACGUAAGCGCGCAAUGACCCAGAACACAAUCCCCGCGCAAACCGGGGGUUGCCUGUACUGAAUUAGUGUUAUCCUGCAAUCUGGGUAUAGAUUUUACAUUUGAAAGAUCACAACAUAUGGGUAUUUACCACCCAUUAGCAGACUGCAAGCAGAUCAAACCUAUCCGUUCUGAAGGAAAUCAGCCCUGAGUGCUCACUGGAAGGACAGAUCCUGAAGCUGAGGCUCCAAUACUUUGGCCACCUCAUGAGAAGAGAAGACUCCCUGGAAAAGACCCUGAUGUUGGGAAAGAUGGAGGGCACAAGGAGAAGGGGACGACAGAGGACGAGAUGGUUGGAUAGUGUUCUCGAAGCUACCAGCAUGAGUUUGACCAAACUGUGGGAGGCAGUGGAAGACAGGAGUGCCUGGCGUGCUCUGGUCCAUGGGGUCACGAAGAGUCGGACACGACUAAACGACAACAAAGCAGACAGCCAUAGCUCUUUCCACGCUUUAUUUGUGUGUAGAGCACCCAGUUUAAAGUGGGGUAUACUUCUUCCACUGCCCCCAACACCUUGUUGCCAUACUAGCUCUGCUCCUUGAUGGUCCAGCACUGAGUGUGAUUGUGUCUGCAAGGCAAGCUCAACCCACAAACAGAUGCUUGCUCAGAGAUACCCCAUGCAACUAGGAACCUGCCCUAUUUUGUGUUCUGAUCACGUACAGCCCCUAAAUGUGAGCAGAUACUAAUGCAUGGGGCUUCUUUUGCAGACAACCGCACUCAAAUUGUGAUAAUCAGAUUAUGGCACUGAUCUUCCACUCUGGCUUGAAACUGCGAGUGUCCUACACAUGGUCAACACUUAUAUAAGACUCAUCUUGCAAUAGGAACCAUCAAACUAGGAUAAACUAGGGCCUGGGGCCUCUGCUUGGAUUUUCAGAAAUUGAAGGAAGUGGGCAGCUGCUAUUCGUCUUUCCACAGAAGUGCAUCAGUCUCAUAGUUCCGGCUUUCAUGUAUUGUGGCUCCUCAGAGGGUCCUGACCCCCAGUCCGAAACACAAGGCUUUGAAUCAGGGAUGGGGAACUUGCGGCCUUCCUGAUGUUCUUGGACUUCCAACUCCCAACAGGAAUGAUGCGAAUUGUUGUCUAACUCCAUUUGGCUGCCUGAGAUGCAGCAGCAUAUGGUGUUCCUCAAGUCCGAAAGAUUGGUCAAGUUAUUUUGGCACCAGAGGCAGAAAAUCCCACAGUACCAACAAUAAUAAUUUGCUACCCUUCACAUCACCCUAAAUCAGCCGCCUGAGGCUGCCUCUUCACUCUGCCUUACGGCAGGGCCGGCACUGGUCUUGAGGGCUACAGGUUCUCCAUCCCUCUUUUUUUAAAAAACAAGAGGCCUUCUCUAAAGAGAAGCAGGCCUCUGCCUGCUUCAUUGCUAUGGAAAUGAAACACCUAUUUUACAACAGCAGUUUAAAAGGUUAGCAUCUGUAAGGUGGUGCCGUAACAGAUUGGCUUAAGUGGGAACUGAGAUCACCCAACAUCUUAUAAGGCUGAAGCCAUAAACAGGUUUAUUUCAGGCAAAUGUAUGCAUGGGUCAAAACUUCAAAAGGAAAUGCAGAGCAGUUUCAUGAUUUUACAUGUAAAUAAAUAAAUAAGUCCCAAAUUGCCUUUGCCACUGGGAAUUUGGUAGAGCAGAUUACCUUUUCCCUGCACUGCUUCAAGGAGUUUUUGAAUUGGCAUCAUCAAUGAUAUUUGAUUAUAAAGUAACAAUUCAGGAACCUACAAACCCCAAACUGCCUCCCAGCUGCACAAUCUUCUGCCGGUUGUGUCAGCCCUUGCCUCCAUUUUUUAUUUUGCGUCACCACAAGAGCAUUGGUAACUUUAAAAGAAAUCCAAAAGUGGAUGUGAAAUGAAUGAAUGAUCCAUGGUGACUUUGAUUGAUGAUGUGUGUCAGUUCAAAGAACGGCAGGAAGAGAUUGAUUUUUCUGUGAAUCAGCGGAGCAAGAUAUAGGGCCAGCUGCUUCUCAAGCUCAGAACACAUAAAAGGUUUUAUAAUGGGUUGGGUUCAGAGUAUGUUAUUCUUUUUCUGCUUCAUAGGGGAGGGAGAAGGGGGGAAAUGGUUCCCUUGAUCCUUUAGACUUUGAACCUACAAUAUAAUUCACAAAAAAUAGCUUGCUCCAAAGGCAUCCACAGACAUCAGUGAGACUACUCUGGUGUAACUGAUUUAUGGGUUAGAACCAUAUGGCCUGAUCCUAUGAAGUUGCUUCCGUUUUAUCAUUUCAGAGAUUGGCUUCUCUUGCCACAGGUAAAGAACCAUCCUAUAUAACUGCAAAUGGGGCACAGGUCACAUGCUGCGCUCCAAUUGCUAAGCAACCCUCCCCUCCAACUGCCCCAUGGUAAAUAAUAAUUUUAUAUUUGAAAAAAGGGAGGGGUAGGAAAUCUACAGUUUUGCUUUCACUCAGGCUAAAGGACACCCAGUGUUGUUCAGGUCUUUUAAAAACUACAUUUAUAUUCUCUCUCCUUCCCUGGAGCUUAGACACCACCACCCAGCACUCUCAGUGACAAGGAACAACAACAACAACAACAUUUAUACCCUGCGCCAUGAAGGAAUAUCAUUCACUAAAUGAACAACUUACCCUUACAGCCCAUUGUCCUUGUCAAUAUUUUUGUUGUUAAAAUCAGCAAGUAUUUUAGUUUCAUAAGGGAAAAUAACUUUAAUUCCACGAAGCUUUCCACAGACCCUCCAAGUGUCCCUGUUUUCCAAGGACAGUCCUGGAUUUACAAAAGCUGUCCUGGGACUCAGCUAUACAGCUGCAAAUAAAAUGUUUUAAGUGCAAUAUAGAAUGCAACACUAGCCUUCUGGAAAACUCAAUGUAUUUUUUAAAAAUGCUUUAAAAAAUAAAUAAAUUCAGAACGGUUUUUUUAAAAAAAAAAUUCAGAACGGUUUUUAUGUGUGUGUAGAUUCCACCCUGGUUUCUUAUUUGAUCCCAGAAUGUCCUGCUUUUCCUUAGGAUGUCUCUGUUUUCAUUGGAGAAAUGUUGGAGUGUAUGCUAUUGAUGCUUACUGGAGGUGAACACAUAAUACCUGCAAAACAAGGUAUUUAUUCUUCAAAGAAAAAGAAAGAAGGAACCCAUCCAUCUUUUCCCCAUUCCACUCAACUGUAUGAGUUUCUGUUGCCAUGAAGUUAUUUUAGAAUGAUUACAUUCUAAAAAAUAGAACCCAGCAGGCAACGAGCAACUCUUUACCAACCCACUUCUCAAAUGCUAUGAGUUACUUUGCCUUAUUUUUCUUCUAGAAACUAUUCACAGCAGGGAUGCCUGGGAACCGGUUGCCUCAUUUUUGGCACAAAGAAAAGAAAGGAAAACAGACACACAGUGUGAUUGAUGCCGGCUUACAAGACAAUGCUAAUUUAAAAUGUUAAUGCCAUGUGGCAUUAAGGCUGUUUGCAAGUUCGGUUUCUAAAGCAGUGCCAGAAAUCCAUCCAAAGGCAAAGCACCAGUUGCUAGGGAAAACUAUAUUCCAGGUGAAUUCAGAUCAGCCAAUUAACACAGUCUGCAUUCAAUGAUUUUGAAAGCAGAGAUUUCGACAUUACCUAGUUGAAAGAGACGCGGGUGGCGCUGUGGGUUAAACCACAGAGCCUAGGACUUGCAGAUCAGAAGGUCGACGGUUCGAAUCCCCGCAACAGGGUGAGCUCCCAUUGCUCGGUCCUUGCUCCUGCCAACCUAGCAGUUCGAAAGCAUGUCAAAGUGCAAGUAGAUAAAUAGGUACCGCUCCGGCGGGAAGGUAAACGGCGUUUCCGUGCGCUGCUCUGGUUCGCCAGAAGCGGCUUAGUCAUGCUGGCCACAUGACCCGGAAGCUGUACGCCGGCUCCCUCGGCCAAUAAAGCAAGAGGAGCACCGCAACCCCAGAGUCAGUCACGACUUUAAGAGAGGAUUAGGCAAAUUCAUGGAGGGCAAGGAAAUCAAAGUCUACUAGCUACCGCUGCUUUAUCUAAGACAGCAUGUCUCUGAAUGUCAGAUGCUGGGAGACACAAGUGGAAAGAGCAGUGUUGAACUUAGGUCAUCCUUGUGGGCUUCCCACAGGCAUCUGGUUGGCCACUGCAACAGAAGGAUGAUGGACAAGAGGGACCUUUGCCCUGAUCAAGUGGGGUUCUAAUCAGAUUCAGAUGAGCUGGUCCACUUUUAUUGUGCAAGGCCAUUACAAAUAGGUAGAGGUGCCAUCUUCUCAAGAUGACUGAGAAAGCCUGAUGCAACACAUGUGACGUCGUGUGACAUCCUGACGCUGCACGUGCAACACUGUGAGGAGACAGAGGUGGAGCCAAAUGCCCACUGAACAUUGAGGGGCCCCGCCCCCUCGUAAAAAGCACUUUAGAGCACCCGAAACUGCCUCAGCCCCUAGGAACUGGUGCUCAUGAAAGUAAGGGACCCCUGAGCAACCAGUGAUCAGUGAACUUGAGUGCACAUUUUAUGGACAAAUUACUGUGUGUAUACAGAGGCCCUUCUUUCUGAGUAAUCAAGACACGGGAUUAUUUUUUCAGUUCUGAAAGGUGAAAUCUUUGCAAGUUUGUCUGGAACUAUAGUAUUUUUUAUUUUUAUUUUUUUGCAAACCAAAGAAUUACCUCACUCAACUUUAAUUAAUAUUUGCUUCCUCAUAGAUUAGAAUUUGUGUACUUCUGCUUUGUUACAUGUCAAAUCUGGUGAAGGCAACUUGAGACGUGCCCACAACUGGGACAUGCCAGAGGCUCUGUGUUUUGCCAUUCUGUCAGGCUUUUAGGAUCUAUAUACAAAUUAUCACCAGAGAAUGGAUGUUGGCACAUCUGUUAUCCUGGCCAAAACUGACACCUUUUAGCUGUUCAGGGGAGGGACAGAUGUGAUAGUCUGUGCCAGAACCCAAGUGAUAAAAGCUCCUGUUCUAUGUUUCCUGAGCUAUUCAUAAAUCAUCUGAUUUCAAUGAGGACAUAUAAAUGGGAAACAUGUGGUUAGUAGAUCCUACAAGGACCAGACAUUUUAAAUCUUUCAGAACAGGAGAGGGAAAAGGCCCCCGCCCCCACAAGACAAAGAAUUGAUGCUUUUGAAUUAUGGUGCUGGAGGAGACUCUUGAGAGUCUCCUCCAGCACCAUUCUGAAGGAAAUCAGCCCUGAGUGCUCACUGGAAGGACAGAUCCUGAAGCUGAGGCUCCAAUACUUUGGCCACCUCAUGAGAAGAGAAGAUUCCCUGGAAAAGACCCUGAUCUUGGGAAAGAUGGAGGGCACAAGGAGAAGGGGACGACAGAGGACGAGAUGGUUGGACAGUGUUGUCGAAGCUACCAGCAUGAGUUUGACCAAACUGCAGGAGGCAGUGAAAGACAGGAGUGCCUGGCAUGCUCUGGUCCAUGGGGUCACGAAGAGUUGGACACGACUAAACGACUAAACAACAACAACAGCAGAAGCAGUAUCUAGGAACCAGGCAGUAUCAAAGCUCCGCUCAGCUGUUCCCCCUGUUUUUCCCCAUGGAUGGAGGCAUACGAUAGACAUGAUAAGAGUGCAGAGAACAGCAUAUUACACACACUCUCUCAUUCAUUUGCUCCAAGCCACACAUAUGAAUGGGCUUCAUAUUGUCCAAAUGAUAUUGAAUUGUAAAUAGGAGCUUUGAUAGAGGUGGUCUGUCGCUUGAGCUGCUCAUUUCUCUGUAACCUGCAUAACUAGUCCCAUUCAGCUGAAUGGAACCUACUCUCAGAGGGAAGCCUUGUUCUUGCCCUCUGCUGUACAUUGUAAAGGCCCUUGGCUGUGCACAAUGAUAUAUCUUUUUUUUAAAAAAUGGAACCUGCUCCUGAGUAAAUGCUUGUAGAACUGCAGCCCAUAAAGACAAAACCAUACCUGCAGCAUGUUUUCAUUGCGAUGAGUUAGGGUAUGCGCUCUGGGGGAGAAACGAGCAAUUGUUUCAGGAUUUUUCCAAGAUACUGUUACGUUCAGCUAAUUAUAGGUCUCGCAGACUCAAAGAGUACCUAUGCUAACAUAUAUCACAACUGUAUAGUGUGUGUGUGUGUGUGUGUGUGUUUUUCUUUGGGAUAUUGUUCCCAAAGGCUACAACCCUCAAUAAACUAAGUUGGCAAAAAUUCUAAACCAGAAUGAAUUUCUCAUCCAGAGUCUUUGCCCAGGCCUCAUCAUCAAUUGUAUACCCUGAAGCAUGUACUGUAUAAUUCCUCUGUUGGCAAGGUGCAGGAUAAAUAAUGGAAAUAAUAUACAUAUAUACAGAACGAGUCUUGAACUGGAGGAAGGAUUGCGUAAGAAAUAAGCCGUGACCGUUGUAAAUCUGUGCCCUGUGGCAGAGAACCUCAGGACCUAGGCCUGAAUGUGGUCCUUCAGUCCUUGCUGUGUGGCCCUCAGAAUUCUCCCCAGGCCACAUCCCUCACUGGGCUGCUUCACACCCCAAACGGUUUUUAGAAAUUGUCCCUGAACUCCGAUAAUGACUUUUGUUUGCCUGGAUAAAAGAUAGAGAGGUGUGUGAGCGUAUGUAGAAACUUCCCUACUGUACAAAGGUAACAUGCUUUCCCAUUCUCUGGGUGCCACACCCUGAUGGACCCCGUCAGCUUCCUGGCAUCUCCAAGCUCCUUCUGCCUCCUUCUACACUCAAGUAUGUUUCCGAGAGAACUAGAGAUGCCCAAAACUUUGUGUGUCCUCGCCACACAGUUUGAGUAAUUUGUGUGUGUGUGUGUGUGUGUGUGCGUGUGUGUUAAGGGACGCAGGUGGCGCUGUGGGUUAAACCACAGAGCCUAGGACUUGCCGAUCAGAAGGUCGGCGGUUCGAAUCCCCACAACGGGGUGAGCUCCCGUUCCUCGGUCCCUGCUCCUGCCCACCUAGCAGUUCGAAAGCACGUAAAAGUGCAAGUAGAUAAAUAGGUACCUCCAGCGGGAAGGUAAACGGCGUUUCUGUGCGCUGCUCUGGUUCACCAGAAGUGGCUUAGUCAUGCUGGCCACAUGACCCAGAAGCUGUAUGCCGGCUCCCUCGGCCAGUAAAGCGAGACGAGCGCCGCAACCCCAGAGUCGGCCACGACUGGACCUAAUGGUCAGGGGUCCCUUUACCUUUACCUGUGUGUGUGUUAACAAAUACUCAGAAGUGCAUGCUUCUAAUAAAACACCUGUCUGUCACUACUGUAUUUAUUUAAGAGCAUUUCUAAGCUGCUUAGUGUUUUAGAAAUGGCUAUGUGGUGUGCACUCUGAAAGGUGGGGUGUGAGGAGGGAGGGUUCUCAUCUUGCAAGAGCCACUUGGAGACUUGUGGUACACCUCUGCAUGCAAAGAGCCAUUUCACUCUCCUGUGGGGUUCCUGCCAUUGUCAGGGGUCGGUGUGGUGGUAGUGUUGGUGGGGGUGAGCUUUUGCCCUCACUGGAAUGUUGUUCCCAGAGUGAACAGCAACCAUUCCAUUACUUGGGAGAAAGGGAAGUUUUCAGCUAAGUUUUACUCAGAGAAGACCUAUUGAAAUAAUGAGCAUGUCUAAGGCUGCGUACACACUAAGCACUUCAGGCAGCAAUGGGGAAUCUGUGACCCUCCAUAAAUGGUUAGACUCUACCGCCUCUCAGUCCCUGAGGCAUAUCUGACCUGCCAUUUGAGGCAGGCACACCUCCUCCACCGAGCCACAUUCCCUUACUUGAACUGGGACCAGUGGUGGACGUACAUUUUGGGGCCCCAAACUGUCAUGAGGGGUCCUUCACAACCAGCAACGAGGUCUGCGUAACCACUGUUAUCUUCGUCAAUGGGGUUGUUCCACGACAGAUCACCAGACCUUUGCAACACCUGUGCUACAUUCUUAAAACAGAAAAUGAAUCAAUUAGAGUUGUGCGACUCAAAUUGGAUCUACAAGACCCAGUUUUUUAAAGCAAUGUGGACCAGAAUUGCUUCUGGGGGCCCUCUGGGAUUAGGGGCCCUGCAGCUUAAGCUUCAUGUAUUCCAUAAUAGUUCCGUCCCUGACUGGGACUUGCGUCCUGUUUUGGCUGCCCUGUUCCAGUCCCCUCCCUAAGUAAAGGUGCACGCCUCCCUUGUUCUCUUGUAAUGGCAAUGGCACCCACUUCAGAGGUGCCAGAACUGAGUUCCGGCGAGUUUUGGCUGAAAAAGAAAAGUAUUGGUUUUAUCCCUUGUUCUUUGUGUGGGCUCCCUUUGGGAGGAAGGACAACAUAUAAUAAAUUCAAUACAGCAAGGAAAGAAGGGCCUCACCUUGUGGAAGGGGGAGGGGUGGCAGGUGGUUCCCAUUAACGCAGGAGAGGCCCUCUCCUUGGCAGCAAAUGGCGCACAAAGAGUCUCUCCCCAUUGGGGAGCGUGGGGCCUGUCCAUAUGUACCACGACCCCUGGCAAGCAUUGACAUCAUUCGCAGCCAACGAGAGGCCCUUUGGGACAUGUUCCAGGUUGAUGGGAAUCCUCCGCCAAGUGCUAUUGCCUUCUCCAGCUAAGCAUCAGGAAAGGGACAACCACAGUGGAAGGCCAGGCUCACACUGAACUCUUAAAAAACCUGUUUAAUCUCGACUGAGGGCAAUCAGGAGGCGUCAGCAGCAUCCCCAGUCCCUGAAGGCAUGGCUCCACUCCAUACCCAUGGUGUGAUUCCUGAAGGAUGUGGAAACGAGAUAGUGUCAUGUACCUAUUGCUUUCCAGUCUUCACGUCCUUCAGGAUUUAUGGAUACUGACCUCUACUUCAAACCAUGGACUGGGCCUGGAAAGUGCUAGCAAUUUGUUUUUAAUGGCUCAUGAGGCACAGAUUAAAUGCAUUUUUCUCAACGAGGCUAUAUACGUUGCUGUUGUUGGAAUCCUUCUCGCCGAGGGGCGUAUAAUCCACUUAUCUUGCAAAUUGUUAUAAUGGGGCCGUUUUAUAGUUGUUAACUCAAGGCACACAAUGUUUUUGAUUAAACGAAUCGUGUCUAUUGAAAGCCGUAUCCCUGGUCCAGAUGUGAGCAUCUGCAUGAAGCCACCGUCAGUAAGCAGCUGCCUCGGCUCUUUGAAAGCACCUUAAUAUUUCCGAUUUGCAUUUUGCCAGUUACAACUAGGCAACAAGUUCUGUUUGGUUGCUAGAAAUGUGCAAAAAAAAAUAAAAAUCGCCUAACGGUUUUGCGAAAGUUUUGCACGUUUAAACACAGAAAUGCAAACCGUUUCCUAUAUUUCAUAGAAUCAUAGAGUUGGAAGAGACCACAAGGGCCAUCGAGUCCAACCCCCUGCCAAGCAGGAAACACCAUCAGAGUACUCCUGACAUAUGGUUGUCAAGCCUCUGCUUAAAGACCUCCAAAGAAGGAGACUCCACCACACUCCUUGGCAGCAAAUUCCACUGUCGAACAGCUCUUAUUUUGGAGGCUGAGGACCAUUGCUUACGUAGCUAAAACGCUACCAUCUACACACUUCUGUAGGACUCACUUCUGUUUUCUUAAAGCUCAAGAGCCUCAGUGUUUCUGGAGAGCCAGUGUGGUGUAGUGGUCAAGAGCGGUAGUCUCGUAAUCUGGGGAACCGGGUUCGCUUCCCCGCUCCUCCACAUGCAGCUGCUGGGUGACCUUGGGCCAGUCACGCUUCUCUGAAGUCUCUCAGCCCCACUCACCUCACAGAGUGCUUGUUGUGGGGGAGGAAGGGAGAGGAGAAUGUUAGCCGCUUUGAGACUCCUUCAGGUGGUGAUAAAGUGGGAUAUCAAAUCCAAACUCUUCUUCCAAAUCAUAUAUCAGACACACUGAAGCAUGUUGGAAAGAAGUGCACAUGUAUCAAGUACUCCGUGCUCCUUGGUAUGGAGAGGUCCCACCCAGCCCUAAUUCCUCCAAGACAGGGAGCAAGAACUUCUUCAAAGGUAGCCUGUUUGGAAGCCUCACAAUGAUCUAAAAUCCACUGUCCCUUGACUCCUAAGUGACUAAGCAAAGGAGAGGGGAGGAUAUCAGCAAUUCCUAUAUUAACUGAUCUAUCUGGCAGCUGCAAGGCAGCUGCCUGUUCUUUGUUCUGGGAGUUGUUUGAGAGACUAUAUAUGUAUCUUUCUGCAUGUUACCUCUCCAAUUUUAUUCUGGUGGGUGGAUGGGUGGGGGGAACUUUGCCCCAGGUAUCAAAACUCUGGGAAGCGUCGCUGUACAGGUAGACACAUGAGUCAUGGGCAGAUGGCCGUUGGCACUACCUGGAGUUUUUUGACUGGGUAAUUUGAGGCUGGUUUUCUUAUGCAUGCCCAUCAUGAUUUCUUAAGCUUACGUUUGCUCGACACUUGAUGGCUCCUGGCUGAAUGCUUGAACUGGAUCCAGUGGAAAACAUUGCAGCUGAGCUGAUGUAAAAGUCCAGCCCGUGGCUGUGUUGUGGCAGAUUUUUCUCUCAUUUAAACCACCACUAAGAUACAUAUGCAUGGGGGAACCAACCAACCAACCAACCAACCAAGGUUUAUCAUUAUUUCUUCAAACUCAAGAAGAUUGAAAAUAAAUGAAUGCCAAAAACCCCUCACUGUUUACACAGCAAGAAAGUGACCUAAUUAAAUGGUUUAACACAAAUAAUAUUUAGAGCUAGAGCUUCAGUAGUCCUAAGCAGUUUUGAGGGGGACUACAUUGGCAUCGACCUGUUGUACCUUAGCUGUAGCUUGAAGGCUCUGCUGGAGUGCUCACCUGCAAUGGCUAUUUGGCCAACAGGCACCCAAAACAGUGUCAUUUUGACACUUAACUUCACGGUUGUGGAAUUUUAAUUCUGCGUGAGCUCAGGCAGGCUCCAGCUUCAAUAUUUUUAAGAGAGUCUCAAUGACCCAUCAUUUUACAUGGCCUCUAGCAGGUAAUUAUGACCUGAGCUGGAAAAAUUGUGCGUGUUCUGGUUUUGAAAAUGCUUAUUGGCCGCUGGGUUGUUGUUAUAUUUGUUCUGGCUUUUUAACAGAACUGAAAUGUAUGUUUUAACUCGGGGGUGCCUAACAUUUUGCAGACCAAGGAGUUCACUGUCGACCCAGCCUCUGUGGGGCACAUGCCUGCAGAGGGUGUGAACAUAACAAAAGUGAGUGUUGCCGAAAUUGGCACCCCACUUCUCUGCUCACAUGCUUGCACAAACACACAGAAGGAAAUAUGGCCAGAAUAUUCUUUGUACUUUUUACUACAACACACAAGCAAGCAAGCCUACCUCUCUGGAAAUUGCUGGUAUAGGCCCUCUUAAAUGUUACUUAGAUUUACAAGUUUACUUCAUACUUCACUAGGUGUCUUGGCAACAUCCUCCAAAAAUUCCUGAAAUAUUAUUCUGAAAGAACUUUGAAUCAAUUAAUAUCCUUCUGUCUCUUCAUAGAAAUUAGACAGCCGGAUGGCUUUAAAGAAGUUUCUGACAACACAUUUAUAUCUUGAGUUUCAAUAGCAGUAAUCCUUACUUUUGAAAUUAAGACAUUAAUAAAAGGAUUAACUUUGAAUCCCAAUAAUUCCUGCAGGUUUCUUAGCGUCUAUUCUUCUGUAAACAGUAUCUGAAAUGUUUGCCAACUCAUAGCCAUGGCAAAAUGAUGUCACUCGGCUUCACACAGUCGUCCUCAAAAUCCACAGAUAGUUUUGUAUUCUCUGAGAUUCUUGAGUUAAGAAAGCACUGAUAACACUUUUCCUCAUGAACCAGUAGAACAGGAUAUCAGGUCUGACAGAAAAGACUCAAAUUUAUUCCUUGUUUAAUUCAUGCUUGAACUCGAAUUUUCAGGAUGGUUUCUUCAUGAGAGGACAUCACAUGGUUAUUUAUAACUUCUGAACAUCUCAGUCACUUCUAUGAUCAAUCAAAUACCAUCUGCUGCUGUGACUAACUUAGUUCAGUGUCCAAGCACGCAGAAAUAGAAGCUUCCUUAACCGAAGGGUGGGAAAAGACAGCUUCAAAAUUAAUGUAUAAACUUAUUUUACAGACCCCUACUACUUAAAAAUACUUCAGAUCCUCAAGCUUUUGCCUAAACACAAAGAAGAUACAUUAAAUGUAUUGACUGCCGCUACUGAAAUACAUCACUACUUUAUUUUCCAAAAUUUCAGGUUGUCAGGGCUAACUCUGUCUAUAAUGGAUUGUCAUGGCAUGUAUUUUCACAGCUUCCCCCCUCCAUUAUUUGAAUGUUCAAGUCAUUUGGAUAAAUUGGUUUGUGCCGCAAUGCAAGUUUGCCUGGUGUUUGCCAGUGGGAUAUGCUAUUUAAAAAUGAUUAGCGACAGAAAUGAAAUAAACGCUUUUCUUCCCUGGUUUCCAAGGCCUUCUGGACUUUCACUAUCAGACACUCUGUUUGUCAGUGGCACCUGCUAUUUAAAAACGAUUUGCAUUCGGAAUGAAAUAAACAUUACAUAUGUAGUAAGUCACCCAGGCCGACACCACACCAAAAAGCUCUUCCAGCUCAAACACUGCAGUUUGGGCUUCAGGUUAACAAUGUAGUGGAAAGAAAGAAAAGGGGGAAUGCAAACUCUAUCGCCGUCUCUAGGCUUUGGAGAGCCUGUGGACACCACACUCCCUCAGUGGGGCAACCUCUUCACUGUCAUUGUCACCAGCUACUGCUCCUCUUCUCAUUGCUAGCACUUGCUUGCUUGCCAAGCAAAGAGCCAAUGAGCAAGCAGUAAGUGGCACCUACUGCUCCUCCUGUUGUUUGGGCCAAAACCAGAGGUGGGUGUGCAAGUGAGCAGGUUGCAAUGCUAUAGAGGAGGAGGUGGUUUAGGAGAUUCUUGUCAGUGGGGCCCCUGCUGGGGUAGGCGCUUAGUAGAUGCCAGACCCUCAAAGUGCCCCUAUUUUCCAGGGACAGUCCUGGGUUUACAGAGGCCGUCCCGGUUUCUGUCCUGCUUUUCCUUAGGACAACUCUGUUUUCAACAGAGCCGCAAAAAGAUCCCAUUGAGCACAUGGAUUGACAAUAUGGACAGACUAGUUACAUACGAACAAACUGCAUAUCGGCGCAAAUUAAGAAUGGAUAAAUAUGAAGAAAUCUGGAAGGAAUACUUAAGCGACAAGGCGGAAAGUGGUGGGAAGUAGGAGGAGGAGAGAUGGGGAAAUAUUGUUAAAAAGGUGUAGUUAUAGGUAUAUCAGUACUCAAAUCUGAAUUGUUAAAUUGUGUUAAUAGUGUUAUUGUGGUUUUUGUUGUAUGUGUUUUUUGUGGUUGCUGUUUUCGUUGAAAAAAUGAUUAAAUUUGAAGGGUACGGUAGGAUGUCCCUAUUUUUAUCAGAGAAAAGUUGGAGGGUAUGGAGUUAUUCAACCCCCAAGCCAUCUGAAGGCAACCCUUUAUAUGGAAGGGUGUGUUUUUUUUAAAAAAAAGUUUGAUAUUUUAUUAUGUUUUUAUGUAUGUUGGAAGCUGCACAGAGUGGCUGGGGCAAACCAGUCCACUUUGGAAUUCAGGUUUGAUGGAUUCCUCCCACAUCUGUAGUUUUUAGUGUGUGUUUCUGGAUGUUGCCCCAGUAUAUCUCGUUUCAAACCCCGACGGCCAAACUAGCUGUAAUGGCCACAGGCCUGUGUGCAGAAUGUCAGCUGCCAAAUCUGAAUGAAGCGUCAGCGUUGUGGCAGAUUUAAAGUACAGCAUAAGCCAGUCUUCCCCUUAUCUAGUCAAGGCUGGUAAUCAACGGUGUUGAUUUUGAGCUAGGUUGUCCUCCCCGCCUGCCCAAGCUAGCCCAACAGCGUCCUGUUGUCAGUGUUGAACUAACUGUACAUGAAAUGGGGGGAGUGGGGAGGCAGGUUCUUGCCCCUUGCUUUAGAUAGCAAAAUGUCUUUAGUAAGCACUGCUCACAUUUUAGUGAGGAAGGGCUGCAACUCAAUGAUAGCGCAUCUGCUUUGCAUGCUAAACGUCCUUGGUUCAAUCGCUGCAGUCUCCUGGUAGGGUUGGGAAGGGCCACUGUUUGAAACCCAAUGCUAUUCACUCCCCCCCCAUACAAACAUUCACUGGGAGAAAGAAAGAAAGAAAACUUCUAUAGAAAGACAGGAUGUUUUGAAUGGAUCAUUGUGGAUGGGAGUGGUUUUGGCUCUGUAUCCCAUAUAUUAUAGGAGAAUGGCAGGAUCCACCUGGGCUCGGUGGCUACUGUGCUUGCUUGCACACUAAUGGCAUGGCAGAUCCAGGAAAACCAGAAGAAGAGGCUGCUACCUCUUUUGCAGCAGUGGUCUUACUCCUCCUCAUUAAUGUUCAGGUUUAAGAGACACACCCUUCUCACUAAUGAGCCAGAUUCUUACCAUUUACGUUACGGUAAAUAUAUCCCACCAGUUGCAACACGUAAAGCGUUUUAAUAUUUAGCAAAAAGAGCUGUGUUGGGUUUUAAAAACUUAUACAUGUGUUGUACUGACAUUAUGUUUCCCACUUUUUAUUUAAUUAUUCUACACAAAAUUUGAUUGACAUACAUCUUUAGUUUGCAGACCAAAAAAAUAAUAAUAAUAUGAAAAUCACCGCACUGGAAUGCCUUCAAGCAACAACCACCCAUGUUGGCAGCCUAUUAAAUUGCUAUUGCAAUCUUGACAACCCUCCAGAUGAACAUCAAACCUUCCUACAGUUCCUCCGGGGCUUGGGAGGGGGUACCCCCCCCAAGAACGUAAUAUUAAGAAGAAUAAACCUUGAAUGCUCCAUUACUCCCUCCAGCUUUGUAGCUAAUUUAAAAUCUAUUGAUCCUGGUGCCAAUACAUCAACUCUACUUAGAGGAUAAUUUGAUAGCAAAAAAACAUCCCUAUUUCUUGACUAGCAGAUGUGGUUAUCACAACUCAGCCUGCAAACAUUGUUUAGUGUGGUUGUGUUUCUUCAGUGCCGGAGACUGUAUUAUGUGACACUGAGGUAUCGCUUAAAGGCAAUGGGUGGGGGCCGAGAGAGACAGUAUUCAAACGACAUGGGAGAUUUCCGUUUAUAUUAGCCAGCAAGACACCAUCCACAGCAAACCUUUAAAGCUAGGGAUGCCAUAUUUCAAGAGCUUUUUUGGAUCGAUUGUCCAAAGUUGUUGAACUUUUCUUUGGCGGAUGGCAGCAUAGCGAAGGGGCUUCUGGGAAUUCUGGGGGGUUUGUUAAGGGCUGCUGGGAAUAAUAAUUCUGAGGGGGGGGAAAAUGUGUUUAAAAGUUAUAGUAUGUAUGCAGCUCUGUAUAGCUUCAAAUGCAGAAACUGAUUUGGUGGACACUGUUCCAUCUGUGACUCAACUCGCCGUAUCUGGGAAGAAUUAGGUUCUGGGGAUCUGGAAGGAAUUAAUGAAGCAGACCUUGGACUAGAUCUUAAGGGUUAUAUCCAUAAUGAUGGCGUUCAAGAGCCCAGUGUUAUGGACUAUUACUGCCAUUAAUGGCACAUGAGCACCCAGGUGUGUGUCUGCUCUCCACGUUUUUUGUUUACCACGUGUAUGGUUGAUUUUCUCCUCCUGGUCUGUUCUUCCAAUGCUUGCCAGCACUGAUUUACAACCUGUUCAACAGGCAGCUUGCAUUCGCGGAGAGGGUAUUGCCUGACUUGUGCAAUUGGGAGGAGCACGUGACCAUUCUCAGCACAGCCAAGCACUUGCAAAGCUCACGGCUUGUAUGAAUUCUGCCUGCAGUCUGUGUGGCUUCAGAUUCCUAGCGAUCCUGCUCAGGCCUGUGAGUUGGCACAGGAAUGGGAUCAAAUGCUACAGUCCUUCCUAAGACUCCUUCUUCCUGCUGCUUCUGCUGCAAACCCUGCUGCUCCCACAACCAUAACAAGGAGAAAAUAGCUUCUGUACACUUACUGUGGUCAGGGCAUGAAGGAGCAAGUCGCACUUGUCCUCAGCAUCUUCUCUGACUGCAGAUUUUCAGAUGUCCAGGCACCUGUCAUUAGAGAAGGACAAGUGCAUCAGUUUCAGCUACUCAUUUGCCGUAUUUCUGCAUCUGUUUGAGAAAGUUGGGUGAGCAUUCUGGUGCACAUUUAUCCUGAUGUACACAUUCUUCUAUGCAAUUUUGCCUAGCAUACACAUUUUUGCAAGCAAAAUUGUUAAUUAAAUUUCUAUACUGUCUUUCAUCCAAAGGUCACAGGGCAGUUUACAGUAUAAAAACACAAAAAUGCAUACCAUAAUAACAAACAAAACAAUAACCUCCACACCACACACCAGAUUUAAAGACCAUAGAUUGUUUAAUCAGCAUAUUUUUGCCUGGUGCCUAAAGAUAUGUAAUGAAAGUACCAGGCAAGCCUUGCGAGGGAGAGCAUUCCACAAGCGGGGAGCCACUGCAGAAAAGGCUCCGUUCUCAUGUUGCCACCCAUAUGCAGAUGACACAGCUUGGCCCUAUCCUGUUCCUACAAACAAUGAUUAGCGAAUGGGGACUUCCCCCACCUUGAGCCAAAACCAACCUACAGAAAACUGCCUGUCAGCCCUCCUAAGAACAUAAGUAGAGUUCUUCUGGACUGGACCAGUGGUCCAUCUAGACUGCCAUUUUGUUCGAUUCCUAUGGAAAGCCAGCAAGCAGGACCUGAGCUCAACAGCACUCUGCCCACUUGUGAUUCUUAGCAAUGAGCGCUCAGAGGCACGCAGCCACAAUUGGUGGAGCGAGAGUCUUGUCCUCCAUUCGUUUUCCUAAUCCUCUUUUAAAGCAAAUUCCGUAACCAUGCACGGUGUGAAGAAGUACUUUAUUUUGUCUGUCUAAAGCCUUCCAAUGUUGGUUAGGUUGCCGCAGUUCUUGUAUUAUGAAAGAGGGUGAAAAAACCUCUCCCUAUCAGCUUUCUCCAUGACAUGCAAAAUCUGAUGUUUAUUCUAAACUAAAAAGGCCGAAAAGCUGUAACCUUUCUUCAUAGGAAAGUUGCUCCAGUCCCUUGAUCACUUUGGUUGCCCUUAUCUGAUCCUCUCCAGCUCUUCCAGUGUUUUCCCGGUGGCUUCAAGGAACACUUUAGCCUCAGCCAACCCCCUAUCAAGCUUUGAGAGGGAAGAGGAAUUUCCAGACAGAUACAAGCUCUGCUAUACACACAUUCUUUUCUUUCCCACUCCCAUUCUGUAUUGUUGAACGUUUCAAAUGUUGUGUCCUUUGUAGUACUCUGCAUAGCCUUCUGAGUCUGUACGCCAUUACCACCCACCCUUCAUCAAGGUCUCUGGGUACGGCUUCAAUACGAAACACAUCCCAGAAGCAGCGUGGAAAAAAAAGUUCCUUUCAUGAGACGCGUCAGCAAUUGGCAUUACAACAAGAUAAACCACCCUGUGUGAAAUUUAAAAGAGGACUCAUAAUGCGAUGCAGGACCACCCAGGACCGGUGCUGCUUCCUGACAAUUUAAAUGCAUAUGCCAUAAUUGCACCAAUUUCCAGUGCAGCAGGCUUAGGCUGAUUCGCUUCAUUCCACCUUUCCUCAUGCACUUCAAGAUUGCUAAGAGCAGAAAUAAUAAAAUACAACAAAGGCCAACGGAACAAAAAAAUUAGAGAUCAGCAAAUAACCCCCAAUCCUAGCCGCAAUAAAAAAAUAUUCUAGGUACAGUAGGAUUAUAUGCCAGUUAGAAGCCAAAAGCUGUGGUCUAACACUGGGUUAAACCACAUAGCCUAGGACUUGCCGAUCAGAAGGUCGGCGGUUCGAAUCCCCGCAACGGGGUGAGCUCCCAUUGUUCAGUCCCUGCUCCUGCCAACCUAACAGUUCGAAAGCACGUCAAAGUGCAAGUAGAUAAAUAGGUACCGCUCUGGUGGGAAGGUAAGCGGCGUUUCCAUGCGCUGCUCUGGUUUGCCAGAAGCGGCUUAGUCAUGCUGGCACAUGACCCUGAAGCUGUCUGCAGACAAACGCCGGCUCCCUCGGCCUAUAGAGCGAGAUGAGCGCGCAACCUCAGAGUCGGUCACGACUGGACCUAAUGGUAAAGGUCCCUUUACCUUCACCUUAACACUGGGGUAGAAGGCAGGCAUCCGAUGUGUGCUAUGCAGAAAGUUCAGGUCGAGUGGCCCCUCCCCAGUGCGCCCCUGAUGUGCAACUAGCUCAGGUUUUCCAAAAAUCUGCCAGUGCAGCCUCAGAACAGCUGAAUGAACCCUUUUGUUCAUAUUGCACUUUUGAUCUGAAUGGAAAAUAAGGCACCAGAACAUACUGGAAACAAAGCAAAAUAUUGUUAUGUGGGAAGGGAGCCAUGAGUGCAAUCACAAGGUAUGGAUACGUAUCUGGUGAUAAUUUUGCAGAUAGGGCACAUUUAAAGUGAAUUUCCUGGUGGAGGAUGAAAAGAGAACGAGAAGGGCAAGGAAUAAGGGAGGGCGCUAUAGGAAAAUGAGGACGAGAGAAAGAAAGAACUACAUUUUAUAAUAUUGUUUUUAAACUUUAAAUAUUGAGCGAUUUAGAGAUGGUUUUAGAUAAGCAAAUGUCUCAAAAUGACAGCCUUGACUAGCGAAGAAUGUAUUAUUAUCGGCUAAUGCAUUCUUCACUAGAAGGAAGAGUUGUAGCUCAGUGGUAAGGUUCCUGCUUUGCAUGCGUAAGGUCCCAGGCGCGAUCCCUAGUUGUUGUUGACAUCCGUCUGUCUCGAGCGACAAUGGAGUGUGCCUCCAUGGGUGAAGUCUGCUGUAGCGGCACCGAAGUGACCUCUUUGGGGCAAAAGCCUGGGCAGUGUGUAUGGAGGUCCUGGGCUGCCCAGAUGACAAGACCCUCCCCUCUUGACUUCGUGGAUGUGGUCCAAAAGAAAGCAGAGCAAGACGUUUGGCACCAGCUUGGCUGCAGGACUUGCUGGGAGGAGGUGUACAAGGCACCAUCCAACCAUCUUAGGGACUCUGCUCCGGAUUUGUGUAGAGUUUACUCCUUAGCCUUUUCUUCUCCUGAAGCUAUCCCACAGGCAGCAGAGAUUUAGGUUCCAAGUUUUCCUUCUCCUAGAUGGGCUACCUUCCCAGGCUGACAACCCCCAUCUGCCCCUCACUUCCUUCUACAGCAUGGGCAGAAACUGCCUUCUUGACCGUUGGACCCACUAUUGGUCUCAUCCACUCAAUCUGUCAGAGCCUGUCUUCACAUGUAGGGAAGUCUCUAACUCACUGAGGGCUUAAGACCUGUCAACUACCCUCACCUGGCUUAGCCAAAUCUGAAGGCAGCCCUGUUUAGGGAAGUUUUUAAUGUCUGAUGUUUUAUUUUUUAUUAUUACUAUCAUUGAUUCUGUUGGGAUCCACCCAGAGUGGCUGGGAAACCUGGCCAGAUGGGCGGGGUAUAAAUAAUAAAUUAUUAUUAUUAUUCUAAGCUACAGUUUUCAGGAUUCUUUGGAGGGAGCUAUUUGCUGUAAAUGUUCUUUAAACAUAGGUCGUGGGUGUGACCUUCAACUCUAAAUUAGAACAGAGAAGAGAUUAGAACACCCAAAGGAAUUAAGUGAUGAAGGUAAAAGUCCUCAAAUUCCACAUUGACAUAGGAGAAACAAUUCCAUUGUCACCACACAUGAAAAAUACAGGCAUUUGUUUUUGGGGGGGGGGGGAGGAAAAGGUUAAUUUUGAAACGCCUCUUCUGCACUGAUAAACACUUCUUCUCAUUUUAUGGUUAUUUUACCACAUCUGCUUCUGAUGAAGGUCUUCUUCAGAGUCACCUGACUUGCAUUGAAAACAGGAUACUGGAUUAGACUGACAGCUCAUUUGAGGCAGGAAAGAUGCCGAAAGUUUCAACACAAAGAAUGGAAUAAGGAAAAUUGGCCCCCUGUGUUUUGCUGGCUCCGUUUUUUACACUACACAUGUACAUUACAAUCCCUUUUUGAUGCUUACCUUGUGAUAAAACAACACAGAAUUGUGAGAAUCUUGGCAAGCAUCUUAAGGCUCAAAAUAUUUUUGCCAAAACUGGGGGGGAGAGGGAGAGAGAGAGAGAAAGAAAGAAAUGUGAUGUCUAUAUUUUUUAAAAAUCAACAAGCAAACAACAACUAUGUUUCUGUUAUAGACACCGGAAUCAUGAUCCACACAUAUGAUGAGUAUACCUUGUGUGUCUGGAAUCUGAUGAUCACUCAGCUUAGAAAUUUUUGGCCGUCAUCUGCUCCCUAGUGGAGAAUUUACCUCAUGAUACUGUUUUUCCUUCUUCUUUCCGUGACAUGUUUUGGCACAUCGAGCUUUGUCCAUAAACACCUUUGGUCAGUUCACCUGAUAGAAUAAGAAACUAGCUUCUACCUUAGAACAAACUUACCAAGGGAGGAAUAGAAGAAAUCUGGGGGCAGCGGAACAAUUAACCUGUUCCUGUAACGAGGCAAGAUACUCUGUACAGGGUUUCCCAGUGCAUAGCACUCCCAGAAAGAAGUGUUGUUGUCAAAGGUGAGACCAAUCAAGUAGGGGCGAAGAAACCCUGUGUCCCUCCCUGUGUUGUUAGACUACAUCACAUCACCCCAGGCUAUUUGCCAUGCUGGCUAGGGCUAAUAGAAGUUAAAGUCCAACAACAUCUGUGGAGUCGUGGGUUCCCCAUUCCUGGAUUAAGGGGGAAUCUAAAGCUGGUUGAGUUUCCUAAAGCAGUCAGGAGGAGUGAGAUGGAUGGAAUGGAAAGAUGGAAAGCAGAGAAUGACCUUGGGUAAGGGGGCAGAAAUUGUUCUGUAAUGGCGUUCUGGGUGAUCCUCCUUUAAUAUGCAGGCUGUUUGAUAAAGGGAGUUUGUUGUUGUUUUAAUUAAUCUCCAUAUCACUUCUCUAACCAGAAGUCUGUGCCAAACCCAAGCCGUUCUCAUGUGGACCUCAUGUACCUUAACGUACCUACAUAACAGCCUCAGUUCCUACAAAUGAAAAAUGGAAAUAACAGAGAGGUUCUGUGAGAGUAAAUAAAGAGUAAAACUAACACCUUAGGCCAAGAAAAACACUCUGUAAAUGAUACAUUAAUGAAAACCAGAGGGAACAGUUUGCCUCUUGCUGACAGCACAUGAGACGUGUGGCGAAUUUAUGGGCCUCCAACCCGCACCAACCGAAGCCUGUAUGGCCAUAGUUUGGGACGGUAGGUCAGCAACACCUGACACAGGAGGAUCAGAAAAGUGAUGAGAAUCAAAGAAUUGUUGAGUUGGAAGGGACCCCAAGGUCUGAGCCCCUGGAAUGCAAAAAUCUCAGCUAGAUCAUACAUGACAGACGGCCAUCCAACUUCUGCUUAAAAACCACCAAGGAAGGAGAGUCCACCUCCUUCUGAGGGAGUCCGCUCCAUUGUCUAACAACUCUUGCCAUCAGAAAGUUCUUCCUGAUGUUUAGUUGGAAUAUCCUUUCUUGUAACUUGAAGCCAUUGCUUUGAGUCCUAGUCUCCAGAGCAGGAGAAAACAAGUUUACUCCAUCUUCCAUGUGACAGCCUUUUAGAUCUUUGAAGAUGGCUAUCAUCUCUCCUCUCUGUCUCUUAUCCAGACUAAACAGACCCAACUCCCUCAACCAUUCCCCAUAAGGCUUUGUUGCCAAAUCCUUGAUCAUCCUGGUUGCCCACCUCCACACAUGCUCCAGCUUGCCAAUAUCUAAAUUAUGGCACCCAGAACUGGACACAGUACUCCAGGUCUGAUUAACGCAGAGUGGAGCAGGACUAUGGCUUUCCUUGAUCGGGACAAAUACUUCUAUUGAUGCAGCCUAGAAGAGCAUCAGCGUUUUUGCUGCUGCAUCAAACUGUUGACCCGUGUUAGAUUUGUCAUCAAGGCAAUGGGACACAAUCACCCACCAUAUCUGAUGGGCACCAAACUAGCCUAGUGAGCAGGUCUCAUGUCCUCCAGCAGCUUGCCACUCCACCUUGUGCCUGCUUGCUCAAGAAGAUGGUGCAGUUUGUAGCUAAUGAGCAGAACAACACAUGCAAGAAAUGCCUGCAGGAAAGCAUGAUCUGAGCUAGCUGCCACUUAGCCUGCUGACUAUGCCUUUCCCAACCUUCCUGUGGUACACAUUGGAAGACGAUGACAUGCAAGAUAGGCAGCUAAGCAAAUAUUGCCGCCUCAGCUCAUGAGAAUGGGAAUAGCCAGAGGCACAUGUGGGUGGGUGCUCAGUUGCUGCCGUUCCACAGAUUCUGUCACCUGAGGCAGCUGCUUCAUUCUGCCCAAUGGUAGGGCUGACCCUGAUCUCCUGUGACUCCGGAGCAGUGUUAGAAACUGAGAUAUGAAAGCUAGGAGCUAAAUGGCACUUAAACUUAAGUUGUGGGCGCCACAGCAGAAUGCCUAGGCACGCUUUUUUUAUAAGAAUACAAAGCUGAAAAUGAAUGAACUGCAGCUAAAGUCUUAUAUUUAUUUUUCACAUGGUCUAGUCCUCAUAUGAAGACUGCAAAAAACAAAGCCAUACUUCCCCUGCCCGCCUCCCUAAUAUUCUUAUGAGGGUCCCUUCUCCCAUCCUCAGAGAGUGGCUGGAAGUGGGGAGGCAGAAAAAGGUCCUCCUUUCCUUCCACUCUACAGUUUUAAUCUGAAAUCUUAGGCGCUGUACUGCUCCAAGAGCUCAGAAACAUUAAUGAAAUUCCCCGUCGCAAAACGUGCCUAGAACAAUGGGAGUUUCGAACGCUGCUCCAGAGGGAAGGCUAUUCCAGGCUCAACAAACUUUUUAUUAAAGCCGAGACACAGUGAACACAGCCGCUCCCACCUAGAGCACAGUGGACAUGCUGAUGUCCCCAUAGAAUUUAGGUUACCCAUCGCUAACUUGCUUGCUUUUCAGUCAGACAAGCGCGGCUACUUUUUGCUGGAGCAGGGCCAACAGGUCUACAGUGACAGUUGCAGAAGCAACCAUAACAUUAUUUAUGUGCCAGCUCUCCACACCUGUGCCAGAGUUAGGGAACAGAUAAAUACAGCACAGGGAGGAGUGUGCUCUUGGAUUGCAUCCAAUGCAAUGAUGCACAAGUAGCUGGAAUGUUUGGCCAAUCUAAACACACUAACUGUUCACCUAAGGCAGGGGGCCUUUUUCCUUCCACAAUGAUAGAUAUAUGGUUCUGUCCUCCAAAUGUGUAUAUGGAGAGGAAAGUGAAGAAAAUAGCGAUUAUAUUGUUUUCUCUAAUGCCUGCAUCUAGGUAGGUUUGUUGGGGUUUUUUGCUGCGCAACCCAAAGUUGCACAGCUCAAACCACAUCGAUUUAAUGAGAAAGUUCAGCAUACGGUUCACUCUCUCCUGCGGAAAUCAAUAGGACGUUUAAAAAGUGCCCCAUGUUGCUUGGAUUGUGUUCUAAAGCAAUGAGAGAAAGAGACAGAGAGAGAGAGAGAGAGAGAGAGAGAGAGAGAGAGAGAGAGGGAGAGAUCCCUUCCCCAUCCCCAUACAGUAACUUGUCUCAGCUAGUCUACUUGCUGGAAGGAAUAUUCAAAGCGAGUUCACUGCUUGCUGGUUAAGAGUUAUAAUCACUGCUUCAACUAUGUUGAAUUUAAAUGUAAGAUACGGGUAUGUGAUUAAAAAAAAGAUAUUUUUUUUUAGCACAUAUGCAGCCACAGUUGCCUUGAGAUUUAGGGAAAGCUCUUAAUUUGACACGGGCUUUUGAAACAAAUUUCUAGAAAGGUAGUUAAUGUUUUCUGCGAAGACCACACCGCCGCAGCCACACCUCAAAACUUCAGAGAUAUUUAAUUUGUUCAAUCCCUGCAGCAUAUACCAUGUUGUAGCAGCAGCAGCAUUAAUGCUGGGCUCCCCCCACCUCCCCGCUAUCCUACUUCAGAGCAGGAUUUUUAACUCUUUCCUCUCCCAAUACAUGAGAGAGAGAGAGAGAGAGAGAGAGAGAGAGAGAAGAUUAAUGAACCUUAUCAAUUUUCUGUUGUGCCUUAGGUGAGCUUCUUAGAUGCCAACUUUUUAGAUUUUAAUAUGGGAGACUUAAGGAUUUCCCAGAAUGUUUUACAUAUGUAACAACAAAGCCCCCUCAAAAAAACACACAACAGGCUUGAAAAGGACAAGAAGGAACACAUAAGAAUAAGGCCACCAACUAGACAUGGAAACCUAAUAUUAAGAUGCUAAGGCUGCACUCAUUUUCCUGGAAGUAAGCCCCAUUGAACCCAGUGGAACACGCUCUUCGGAGCAGACUUGGGGCACACAGUGCUGUAUAAGCAGAGCACGAUUCCAAAAACUGGCUUUUUGAGAUGGACAUUUUGUCUUUCUGGAAAUCAAAACUUUAUACACUGGGAACAGGGAAUCUUGGGCAAGACCUCCGAAAGCAAGAUACAUAGAAAGCCAUCUUUAUUUCUAGUAGAAAAGGGGCAGGGAGGCAGGGCAGGAGGCUAAAUGAAAUAUCAGGCUGUGUGUUCUUCUUCUUCUUCCUCUAUAAUAGUGAGCAAUUAACAAUAUUUUAACAUAAUUUUAUGCUCACUUUUUAAUGGAGAACCCAGACUACAUUGUUCCCAGCGUGUUGUUUUCUGUCUCCUGUCAUUUUUCAGAUCUGAUCUGAAGUGGUUCUCCUCCCCCUUUAAAAACAAUUAAAAUGCCGUGGUCAGUCAGCAAGGGCAACCAAGUAACUACCGAGACUGUUCAGGGCUACUGUGCCUUUCAUUAGAAGCUUCCUUCUCUAGAAAGAGCAGCUUCCUCUGCCUCUUAUUGCUUCCUGUUCAGCAUAGCCUUGGGUUCAAUGAACCCUGUAAUGAGUUAGAUCCUGUUUCCCGUAGGAAUGGAGGAUGGCUUUAAUUACUGGUCUCAUCUAAUUUUUAGUUUAUGCUGACAUAGCACUAUUUUGCAAUAAAAAAGGGGGGAAGGAAACAAAUGCUAACAGUAGUGAAAUAAUUUCCAGGGAACAGGAAUGCACUACUUACAGGAUAAUUUCAUCAGUAAUGCUGGGCUUGCUCGUCUACUAAAUAGUGUUGUUCAGCUUGACACAGCCUUAGAAACCAUUUAAUUAAUAUAUAUUUGCUAGUAGAGAGCCACAGAAAAUUAGGCAACCAUCCUCUGUACUGAUAAUGAUUCAUAUGCAUAGACAGAAUUAAUUAGCAGCAGUAUCACUUCAUCCAUUUCCUUCUCCUUGCAAACAACAUUUUUACAAAUUGAUAUAGGCUUGAUUAAUUCAUGCCUCCAGAAACCAUUAUUUUAAACCAAAUUUAAUGCACUAAAUUCUUCCACAUGCAUACUCCCACCCACAAAAUGAGAGACUUUCAGAGUAAGUUUAAUGAAGAGCAUUUCUCUAGCUGAUCUGAUGUAUGUCUAGCUGAUAUAAAUACCAACAUUUUGUUGAUUUCCCUUCACUUUUUCUUCUUGCUCAUCAGGUAAUCAGUGAUUGGUUAAGAAGUCUACUGAACUAAACCAGUUGAACAAUCUACUUUUAGAACAAAGGAGGAACAGAAUUUAUCAGGGCUUAAUAAGAAGGACCUACUCAGAAGUAAGUCCUAUUGAGUUUAGUAGGACUUAUUCCCAGGUAAUUGUGUUUAGGAUUGCAGCAUUAAGUCAACGUACUUGGGACUAAGCUAUAUUGAAAUCAGUAGAACUUACUUCUAAAGUUGAAGCUACAGUCCUAAUUACAGCUACUGGAGGGUAGAACUUACUUCAGACUAAACAUGAAUAGGGAUUGCACCGUUAAAUGUUUUUCUUGCAAUUAACAACUGAUGUUUCUUUUUCAGGUAAUUUAUCAGGAUAAUAUGCUGCACAUGGGAGAAUGUAAAUGGAGUCAAAUGUUUCCUUUUAUCAUGGUAGGUAUUUCAAGGACAUAUGUUUCAGAAAAGUUCUACAGUUAUAAACCCUAGAAAAUUAACAAUAAGCAUAAUUUUAAUUUUGUUAACCUGAGCAAACAUUAUUUAAUAUCUGCACAGUUGCUUCAGAUGAAGUCCUUAUCGACAUCAUCAGGAUUUCUGCCCAAGAAAAUAUUUUGAAAUAUAAUAUGAAAUCCAACUACUUUCUUAAAACUGUUGCAUCUCAAGGAUAUCAGCAACAAGAAUACCUUGUAUUAGGAAAAACUGCAAACAUGCAACCAUUAGUCAAAAUUGCAGACAGAGAUGAAGAUCAUUAAGCAAAAAGCACACAAAAAUGCACAAUUUUAUGCAGUGUGCUGGGUUUUUUUUAAAAAAAAUGCAAAGUGAUGUGGAAAUUGGAGAAAUGAAGACUGCAAAAACCAGAAACCAAAACGGACAGAGUUGUCCAUUGCUAGAGAGUGACAAGGCAUGGCAAUAGCAGAGAGAUUAAAAGUCAGAGUGGUUCACCCUCUGAUAUUAUUGUUUUUAGGCAAAUGUGAUGCAUUGACAACUAGAAAACUGGGCAAUGGAAUUAACCAGUAUUUAUCCUUUGGUGACAGGCGUCACUUGUUUAUUCUGCUAAUGCCGAAUAUUCCAACUGCGGCGAAAAUGAGUACUACAACCAGACUACCGGAAUGUGCCACGAUUGUCCGCAAUGUGAGCCAGGAGAAGAACCUUAUAUGGUGAGUUCUUCACAUACUUGCAAUCUUAUCCUAGAGGUGGCCAUAGGAACAUCUGCACUGCACUGUGUUAUCCAUAGUGGUCCUUACACACUUCUGGAAGUCCUGUGUUGUUGUUUUUAAUAACUGCUCAGCCUUCUUCCCUUUUCAAUACUACCGAAAGAAGAUCGGUACUGCUGAAUAUAGUCGCAAUCCAACACACCACAUGGUCCUGCAAGCGCUGUUAUUUCUCAUGCUCCAUGCUCAUUAUUCUAAAUUCCCCCCGCUGUCAGGAAAAUGGUCACCACAUGGCUGUUGCGAAGGAAACAGCCACCAUGCUUCCAGGAGGAAUGUUAAAGCAGUCUGGCACAGGCCAGCAGGGCAGAAACAAUCUCUCUCCAAGGCACUUUCAGAUAAUUACACUGAAUCAAGAAAUUUUAUUUGGCCUGUGUUCUGUUGUCCUCGUUGACAUUUGCUUUUUAAUGGGGACCAUAUUUCCAACGGAGAAGGGCUACACAGCAUUGGCUUUGCCCUCUCCUGCCCCAGCUGAGGGGCUCUUUAAGACCCUCCCUGUAGAAGAAGAGGAGUUUAGAUUUGAUAUCCCGCUUUAUUACUACCCGAAAGAGUCUCCAAGCAACUAACAUUCUCCUUUCCCUACCUCCCCCACAACAAGCACUCUGUGAGGUGAGUGGGGCUGAGAGACUUCAGAGAAGCGUGACUGGCCCAAGGUCACCCAGCAGCUGCAUGUGGAGGAGCGGAGACGCGAACCCGGUUCCCCAGAUUACGAAUCUACUGCUCUUAACCACUACACCACACUGGCUCUCACCAGCCAAAGAGGUCCUGCCAGAGUCCUGUGCUUUAUGUAUCGCAUCCUCCCCACCUCCUUUGAUCAGGGUCUUGGCUCGUGAAUGAGAGGAAGCAGUAGAGAGAGCCAUAGCCCCUAAGGACUUUGACAGAGACUCUCUGUGGCUAGUGCAACACAGAGAAAGAGAAGGCUUAAGACACCCUUGAGUGAAAGUCGCUGGGGUGUUGUGCCAUGUUCAUUUCUAUGACACCUAUGGGGGAAAGGAAAGGAAAAGGAAAAGACCCAACCCCAAAAGGCAGCUCACAACAGCUAAACUACAAAUUUCAAACAAGAAAAUAAAAUAGAGAAAACACGAAGAGGCAAUAAACGUAUUUUAAAAUUUAAUUGUUGUUCCUUUUGCAAAUCUACAAAAAAAACAAACCCCGCAUGCAAACGUUGCAAAAGUGAACGUUAUUUAGAAAAUAAAAGAAAACCAAGAACAUCAAGGUUAAAAGCAAUCAGCUCUGCUGUCGUUAAGUCAUGGGUGGCGGUGGGGAGAAGCAAGAAUAGAGACACUCCCCCAGGGAGGGGGGUCCACUGCCUGGCACUGUGUCAGAGAAGACCUAGAUCCCCCCCAAACAACCUGGCUUCAGACUGUGAUGGGACAUCUAUAAAGACUCCAUGGAAGGGACUGGGAGGGUGUCAUCACAAGAGAAUCAGGGGCUAUGCUUGGGGAUGGCUGGGAAAACGUUGGAGACUGGUCUUCCAGUUGCUUGCCCAUGCUCUGCCCCAUCACCCUCAGUCUACUCAGUCAGCCCCACAUGCCUGCUUUCUUUCUUCCAAGCAGCCCAGGAGAUGGCCCUGGUUGUCAGCCUCCUCCUCUUUACUCUCAACAUUGCCUUUGUUGAACUUGUCAAGAAAGAGGAGAGGGGCUAAACUAGAAUGAGUUGGGAUGUUUGUUGUUCAUCCUGCCCGUCCUUGGCUCUGGCUCCACUCAUCUUUGGCCUAUCUGCCUUCUGACCUACCAAAUGGGCACCGGGCACCACUGCUGUGUCAAAGCUUACUCAAAGCAGCUUCACACGCUGCUGCAAAGAACAUCUCGAUGUGGCUGCAAAAAUCCUUUUAUUCACAACUGAGUUUGGAGAACAACAGAGCAGAAAGGUCUCUGGGCUUUCCUGCUCUGUUAAUAUACAGUGCUACUAGGGAGUCAAGAGGACCACCAACUUUGGCCUCAGACACUGCAGGAAACAGUGUGUUAAUGGGCUGCUAAUGUUCUCUUUUAUUUUCUUGAAAGUUGGUUUAAAAAGUGGCUCUUUCAAUUCAGAGACUCUGUUAACCCCCCCACAGACGUGUGGCUAUGGCACCAGAGACGAUGGUUACGGCUGCGUUCCUUGUCCAUUGGAGAAGUUUUCUAAAGGCGGGUACCAGAUAUGUAGGAGGCACAAGGACUGCGAGGGAUUCUUUCGGGCCACAGUUAUGACACCCGGAGAUCAAGAGAAUGAUGCAGAAUGUGGGCCUUGCCUCCCUGGGUAAGGAUUUAAUUAUGAGCCUUUGGUCUCUUAACAAAAACUCCAGUUAUGCUGAGCGACGUGAGCAUAUUUGUUGCAUUCCUGCUGUUGGCCACACUACUUUCUGCAUCCAUUUAAGCGCACGAUAAUUAACUUUAUGUAAAUAAUACAAGCACUUUAAAAAGCAUGUUUUAAAUCAAGGAAAGUAACAGAUGCUAUUAGAGCAAAUGAAAUAUAAAACAAGUGUCUUGUAAUAAGAACUAGGAGGAAGAAUAUUUUUUUUGAUGUUAGAAGGGGAGGAAGCUUGCCCAUAUAAGGAUGUCAAUGUAACUGUGAACUUUAGACCACCAAAUUAUUGGAAUUUUAAAAACAAACAAAAUGAAACCAGUGUUUCUUGGUUACCCUAAGGGAGACUGAAGUAUCGCUCUGAUAAAAUGAAAAAUCAACAUGGUCAGAAUAUGAUCCUUCAUCAUUUUAUAUGGAAAAGUUGAUUGCAUCACUAGAUCUUUAUAGUGACAUUAAAUAACACACCAGAUCAGUUAAAUUUAUUUUUCUUUCCCCAGUAAUAGCAAAUCACUACUUUUUAUUAAUAAAGUAUUAGGUUCAACAAAGCCAUAUUGAUUUUAAAGUCACUUUUAUUAUUUUUAUGCUUAAAGCACUUUAACAUUCAUGGUUCACAUAUAUUGUGGGGACUAUAGUUUCUUAAGGGUGCUGGGAGUUGUUAGCCAGUAUAACCAAUGGUCAGGGGUGUUGAGUGUUGAAAUCCAACAACAUCUGGAGGGCCACAGGUUUCCCACUCCUAACAUGAUGCAUGAUGCAUAGGAUUCCUGACCACAUGUCUGGCUGAAUGUGGUCAGAGUCCAUUCUCACCUGGUCUGGCUUCGUAGAAGGCUGGGAGCUCCAUGCCUUCAGAUGCCUCCAUGUUCAGAUGUGCUGUCUUUUCAAAGUGACAACAGGGUCACAUGGAACAUAGGGAGCUGCCUUCUAUGAAGCCAGACCAUUGGUUCAUCUAUCCCAGCACUGUCUAUAUAGACUUUCAGUGGUUCUCCAAGGUUUCAGGGAAGAGUCUUUUUUAAAUCCCUGCUGGAGCUGGAUUGAACCCGGGAGCCUUCUGCAUGUGGCUACAUGACUGAACUUCAGCACAUCCUGAAACACAGAUUAAAAACAUGUGCUCCUGGUUUUUUUUAAGUCAAAAGAAUUACUAAUUACAAUUUGGAUGCGUUUAUAUUGCCAUUUGCAAAUGUACAAGAGGUUCGGGUCUAGUGCUUCCUCACAUCUAAAGCAGGGUUCCCCAGACUAGGGUCUCCAGCUGUUUUUGGACUACAAUUCCCAUCAUCCCCAUCCACUGAUCCUGCUAGCUAGGGAUGACGGGAGUUGUAGUCCAAAAGAACAGCUGGAGACCUGAGUUUGGGAAACUUCUGAUCAAGGUGGAAUCUACACACGUUCUGAAAAUAAGCAUCGAAUUUUCUAUAAGGCUCGCCGCCGCCAUCUAGUGCCACACUGUAUAUUGCACUUACAACACACUUAAAACGUUUUAUUUGCAGCUGUAUAGCUGAGUCUUUAGAGCCUUGUAGAAGUUUCUGCUCAUGAUUUACGCAAGCGCAUUCCUAUAUGUCAGAAAGCACACAGGCCACGACAAAGAGCUUCACGUUCUCGCCCUGCUUGUCUUCUAAACCUGAUGUUGAUUAGUAGGUUUUGCAUAAGUUGCUCUCUCUCUCAGUCCCCAUCUCCCUGCCCAGGAGGAUUAGCCUGGAGCUGAAUAUUCAGCAUGCCAGCAAAAUCAAGGCAGCUGGUGCUUGUCUGGAACAUCACUUCUUGGGGGGGCGGGAAUUAUCCUUGCACAGAGGGUCUCAUUUCAGAGACAUGUCUUGAGCUGCAUUGCAAACGCAGUGGACAAACGUCUGUUGAUUUAGGCAGUGAUACCACCUCAUGUCAUGUACUUGAAUGCUUGAUUUAAUUGCCUUUAUGAGGGCAGCGGAGGAGAGACUGUUUCUAGUCAAGCAGGAUAAAAAGUGGAUAAUGCCAUUAAAUGAGUAACACAAAAAAAUUAAAGUCAGUGAUUUCAUCUUGCAAAGAAAGUGAUUUACUUCUCAAGCAUAUCUGAAGGCUACCAAGCCAGUUCUGCUGUGUGGUGUGUGCGUUUUUUCUGCCUUGUCCUUUCAUUGCCUUGUCCUUUCAUUGCAGUUACUACAUGCUAGAAAACAGGCCGCGGAAUAUCUAUGGGAUGGUUUGCUACUCUUGCUCCCUGGCACCUCCCAACACAAAAGAGUGUAAGUAUUGCCACUCUGAUUUCUAUUUACUUGUAUUCGGACUUAAGAAAUCUCAAAACGCCGCCUGAAGUUUUCCUGAGCAAUAUGCCAGUUGACAAACUGAGCCUGCCUUAAAAUGGAGCACACUUCAGCAACACAGAAUGGAGGAGGGCACAUGAAUCAGAAUAACUUAGGGACACCUUCCUGAAUCUGAUUCCCUCCAGAUGUUUCCAGACUACAACUCCUAUAAACCUUGACCAUUGGCCAUGCUGGCUGCGACCGAUGGGAGUUGGAGUACAGCAACAUCUGGCAGGUCCCAUGGGGAAAGACUAACCUAGAGUUUUCGCAUGGUGGUUUUUCAUUUUGCUACUACAAAAACCAAUAGCUGCAGUGCAGAAGACGCCAGUAGCAAGACAAGCAGAUGCACAAAACCAACUAGCAGUUUCCCAUCAACACAAGGAUUUCUGCUUUCUUCCCUCCCUUCUCCCGGUGCAAACCUUCCCAAAAUCUGCUCCAGAUGGGCAUGGCAGGAAGUAAAUCCCCAAGGUGCAAGCAGAAAUCCUAGUGCUUUACUAAGCACCACUUUUGAUGCAACCUCAAACAGCAGCUUGACACCAGCUUCCAUGGAGCCUUGUAUAAGCAAGACCACAUCCACAGAGCUGUCCAUCCUUCUUCCUCCUUCUUCACAAAAUAGGCUUCCCAAAGCUUAAUAUUGGCAAUCCGUAUAGCUUUUUCAAUUUAUUGUAUCCCACUGUUCCUCCAAGGAGCUCAAGAUGGUGAACGUGGUUCUUCCAUGCCCCGUUUUAUCCUAACAACAACCCUGUGAGGUAGACUAGGUUGAAGUCAGUCACUGGCCCAAGGUCACCCAGCGAGCUUUACGACUGAGCAAGGAUUUGAAUGUUGGUCCUCAUCCAACACUUUAACCACUAUUCACACUGGCAAUCCUUAAGGAAGAGGAACCUCCUUAAUGGAUCCAAACCAUUCUACAUAUUUCAGUUUGUCGCUUUCCCAACAUGAAAGGCCGACACGGGGUUAUCUUCUAGCGUGGCAGCUAAAAUGCACAAAGCAUUUUAAAGCCUUUUAAAAGAAUAAUCCUAUUUACUUUUUGGCAUGUGGAUCUAAAGGAAGGGACUGUGGUAAAUAGAACAUAAUACACUGGGGAAAAAACAAAAAACUUUUUGAAGGCCAAAUUAUGAUUUCCCAAAUAGCAAUGGAGUUUAAUGGAAAGGCCGACAGAUCUUCCGCUGUCGCACUGCUUGUAGGUUUCUUCACAACAUUCCUGUUGUAUUACGUACAGGUGGUUAAAAGCACACAACCCACAUUUGUGUCCUUGAAUUUCAGUCAUCAGCAUUUUGACGCCAAAAUGCAGGAAUUUCCAUGUGUGGCGAUUUGUCCUUGACUUCCCCUGCAUACAUCUUUUUAGAAAAUGUGUGAGUCACGGCUGCCCAACCUAGCUAAGUGGUCUGGGAUGUAAAUGAUACUUGAACUUUCAUAGCUGAGAAUGGUGAGAAAGGGAGCUUACACUUGGGUUUGUUUCUUGUUAUUUACUCCUCUGAAAGCCGGCAUGUUGUAGAAGGAGUUUGUUUUAAAAGGUUCUCUGUUUUAUUUAGGGCGAGAAUAAAAGGGGGGUGGGGGAAAGCUUCAUUAGAAAAUGUGAUCAUGCAGCUUGAAAGGCUUGUUUCCUGAGUCACACGGAUGUUCUGUUGGCUUUUUUUUAGAAAAAUCAGAACUAAGGUUUUCAGUUACAAUAGAAAAUUCAAAUUCUUAACAAUACCUAAACCACAAUCCAGAAAGUCACACCAAUCACACUAUGCCAUGCCUGCCCACCCCAGCAAAGUUUAGGAUUUGGGUAGAAAGAACUGUAAACUUUGAUUCUCAUUUUUCCAAUCUUUAAUUCAGUUCUUCGCAUUUCUGCAGCAAUUUGUGAAUUUUCUUUUUUAAAAUCUUCAUGAAAAUUCCUCAGCACUUCAGUGAAUGCUCAUUCUUACAUAACAAUACCUGCAAAUAAUCCAGAAUUAAAGCUCUAUAAAGACUGUAAACACCCCUCCAGACUGGCAGGUCUUUGUGGGUGUAUUCUGCAACACGCUGAAUAGCAUCCUGAUAUCCUCCCUUGAGUAUACAGUGGUACCUCUGGUUAUGAACUUAAUUCAUUCCGGAGGUCCGUUCUUAACCUGAAACCGUUCUUAACCUGAGGUACCAGCUAAUGGGGCCUCCGGCUGCUGGUGUACCACUGGUGAGUGAUUUCUGUUCUCAUCCUGAGGUAAAGUUCUUAACCCGAGGUACUACUUCCAGGUUAGCAGAGUCUGUAACCUGUAGUGUUUGUAACCCGAGGUACCACUGUAAAUCCUAACUGAUGAAAGGCAAACAAAAUGGGAAGAAAGCACACAAGAGCUUUCCUAACCAAGCCUCCAAUUCAUUUGACUGCCCUAAUUCACCAUCUUCAAAUGUCCAGAACUAUCAGGCUUAUGUCCACCUAGUUUAAAGUCAGGAGAUAUAUAUUGCAUGCCUUACUAUUUCAACACUGCAUAAAAACCACUAUUUUGGUUUCAACACUGCAUAAAAACAACUAUUUUGGUUUCAAAUGAAAAUGUCUCUUACAAAAGGCACAUACGACAUUUAAGAACUAGCCACGCUUGUAAGGUACUUUGCUCUGUUAUAGGAAAAACUCAUUUCAAAUUGCUGAACUAUAUGCUUUUUUUGGCCACGUUUCUAGCUAGUAUUUGUCUUUGCCAUUAGUGCAUUUUAUAUUGUGUAAUAGUUCUUCGUUUAUUUUGAAAAACGCAUCUUUAUUUAGAGCAUGCACAUUUCUUUACUUCAUAAGCUGCAAGACGUUUUUCACGCGCUACAAGAGAACUUAAUUUCCUGUCACAUUUGUCUGAUGGAGCUGGGCCAAGAAAAUUCUCAACUUCCUAGAACUGCAGAACAACAUCAGUCAUUUUUUCAUUGGGGCAUGAAUUUAGCCAAAUAAAUUCUCCCAUCUCGUAUGCCGUGUGUUGUCUUUGCUAGAGAUUCAGUGCCUUAAAUGCUGAUAAUAAAAAUCAGUGCCUUUUAAACAAUCUUAAAAGCAGGCUGAAAAUAUAUAAUAAGUCUAAGGCUGCAAACCUGAAAGUCCAGUUGAAACCAUUCAUUUCAACGGGAGCUGCUUCUACAAAAACAAAGGAAAACCAAGUUUAGGACUGCUGUGCCUCUUGCGUUGGUGUUCAGUUGGCACAUCCCUAGGUUCAGAAACAAAUGUGUGCCAAAUGCGUUUUUCACAGCUCGGCACCAUAAAUCCACAUUUAGGUGUUUGACAUUUGAAUUGUAAGCACUGGCUUUUAAAUGGACGGGAAAUUCAUGCAAGUUAAGUAACUGUGCUGUCAGUUCACAAAUGCAUCAAUUCAUGGCCCAGAUUUUACAAGCGUCACCAGGAAAAUUUAUGGCAAAUUUGUUUUUUUAUUAUGAUAGGUGCAGGCGUUACCUCUGGGGUGUCAGCCAGUUUCCCAAUUACUUCUGGAACAAGUACCCAUUCUCCUUUCCAGCAUGUGCACAAAGGUAAGAAAAGCAGCCCAGUUCCCCUUUUAGCAUUUUCUUGAGUUGGCUUUUGGUAUGUACUCCUGGGAGGCUGGAAGACUGAGCAGCCGGGGGAGCAAGGUGCCUUCUUCCCUACAGAGAUGUGUGGUUGAUGUGCCGUCUCAGAAAUCUGAGCUGUUUCUAUUUAAACUUUUUCUUUUUUACUCAGCCUAUGGGUCUGUCAGGCUUAAAGUAUGUGUUUUAAUUUCAUUUCACGGUUUUCUCAUAGAUGAAGUAUCAUUAAAAAUAUUUCUUCAGCAAUCAACAUGCUUCAGCAGAGAUGAGUUUUACAAUGAACUUUGCAAAUGAGGUGUAUUUAUUUAGAUGAAAAGUUAAUUUACCUCAGGGGUAGGCAAACUAAGGCCCAGGGGCUGGAUCUGGCCCAACUGCCUCCUCAAUCCGGCCCACGGACGGUCUGGGAAUCAGCGUGUUUCUACAUGAGUAGAAUGUGCCCUUUUAUUUAAAAUGCAUCUCUGGGUUACUUGUGGGGCAUAGGAAUUUGUUCAUUAUUAUUUUUCCAAAAUAUAGUCCGGCCCCCCACAAGGUCUGAGGGACAGUGGACUGGCCCCCUGCUGAAAAAGUUUGCUGACCCCUGAUUUUGCUCCUUUAUCUCAUCAAAUGAGGUUUAUUUGGAUUGUGGGGAUUUAGUUCAUUUCAGUCAUUUGAUGAUGUGAGCAAUCUCCUUUGGUACUAAUACAGUCAGAUGUGUCAUUAUGGGGCAUAAAGUCAAGGAAAUCAGGUCACCAGAAAAUUGCGGGGGGGGGAGUCAUCUACUGAUCCCAAUCCAAAGACUUGGUAAUGCGUUUAAGGAAUUCACAGUGAUCAUAACUUUGUUCGCUGCAAAGCAAGAGGCACUUUAGCCAACUUUAAACACAAUUGCUAAGCAGGGCCAAUUACUCUUGAAUUGGGAACACAUCCAUUCAGCAAAUCCAGCUCCACAAACAGAACGAUUUGAGACACUAAUGAAUAUUGGCAACUGACUGCAGUGUUUCACCUUAGCCCAGAAACGUGUAUCAAGAGCGUUAUUUCUAACAAGCAAGUAAACUGCAGAAAAACUAAACAAAACCAGAUGAUUUCGCUGUAAGAGAGUAGCUUUUAGAUAAAUGGGUUAUUCACAAAAGCUAAAGAAGUACUUUGUUUAUUCAUUUCAAAGUAACCGGGGAAGAAAAUUUUGCAGCAAAUCUGUUUCUAUUGAAGGUGCGAGUCUUACCUUUUCUGGAGUGUUCUAACUGGAAUACUUAGAUGGCUGCAAAUGGACUUUACUUGCAAUUACUCAUUAGUGGUGGCUUGUUUUGUUUUUGUUUUUUUAAAAACCCCAACACACAACACUACCGCUAUGAAAAGACCUGCAUUGGCACAUAUGAAAAGUGAAUUGCUUGUUUGAAAAUUUUCAUAUUCAGUAAUUAACGUAACAUUUUGAUACACUCACAAACAAUUUAGGGAAGGGGAAUCUAGUAGUGCAAGCUUGCUAACAGUUAAAUGACAAUUUUCUGAACAUGCAAUUUCACCUGCAGGAGUGUGAUCUGAGAAAGGUACUCUGUGCCAUGGGGGGGGGGGAAUAGAGGCAGUUUCAGUUUGAGUUUUAGGGCAAGGCAACCUAUUUAUGGAGCAUUUAUCCUGAUUUCCUUGCACAAAGUGGAAACGGCAGUUAGAUGAUAUUCAGACUUUAUCGAGCAUUCGUUCUAAUUUGUUUACAGGGAGGUUAUAUGACAAUGACCAUUCCCCUUGGUUUUGUUCCAGGGCGUUUGCACAUUAUCUUAUUAAUCAUUCCAUUAAUCCCACACUUUUCACCAUCACUUUCUUAACUGCAAAAGAUCCGUUGUUGUUUACAUGGAUAUGUUGUGCUAGGGCAACAGAGAGCUUAAAUCCAUUUUAGCUGUGCAAACCCACAUUUGCCAGAUGGACUUGAAUCCAUUCUGCAAAAUACUGGCCACUUGGAAGCACAGACACACAUGCAAUACUGACUCUGAAUUACAAAGACUACAUCUGGCAUUCUACUGCAAGUAAAAAAACUGCAUGCUAAGUAAAUGAAAAUACAAGAUUAGUGUUCUUCCGAGUCCAGUGGAGUUUAUUUGCAUGCGAAUGUGCCUGACAUCGUAGCCUUACUGUAUAGUCCUGUGCACGCCCUCCUCAAGAGUAAGUUCCAUGGAGUUCAAUGAGACUUACUGCCAGCUUAAGUAGAUACGGGACCUCAGCCUUAAUAAUGGUAAAAGUGCCCCCCCCCCCGAUUAUCAAGGUGGCAGAUAUGAAAAGUAAAGGAAGUGUGCUUCCUGUUUCAGAAAUAUUUUAGAAAUAUUUGUGUUAUCCUAUACAAAUGUAAUUCAUAAUUGGUGACUAGAGACAAGCUCAUAUGGUUAAUACUUUUAAAUGCCUUUAAUGGGGUUGCGGCUACAGCUCUAAUAAUCUGUCUCUGUGUUUUCAGGAGACCUCUCCAGUCAAGGACACCUUGCAACUGCUCUUAUCAUUGCCAUGUCAACUAUUUUCAUAAUGGCAAUCGCUAUUGUCCUGAUCAUCAUGUUUUACAUUGUGAAAACGAAAACUUCGGCUCAAGGUAACUGCCCGUCAGUAAAGAGAAUUCUGACUUCUGUGCAUAGGCAUUUGCCAAGAAUGGGUUUUAACAAGAGGCGUGAUUUUAAAUUCCAGCUUGCUGCACCAGCCAUUCUGUGAAGACUGUAGAAGCCCAGGCCAAUAUGCAGGGGGAGAAAAAAGAAGUACAAGGUUUGAACAGUUUUUUAAUUUCUGCUUUUUACACACAUCAGAUCCCACACGGCUUAAUUUGCCCUGAGGCGAUGCCCCGUGUUAAUUUAAACUUUAAACUGCUCGGACUCAAAUUCCAUUUUGUAGAAGAAUAAUUGGGAAGGCCUAUAUGUAACCUUGAAAACAUCCUUCUGCCUGCAAUCCCUUCCCUGACUAAUUUAAGACUCAGCACCACAAUUCGGUGAUUUGUUCCGAAACACCCAUACGCAGGUGCCAGCGAGGAAAUUUUGUUCACAACUGUGAUCCGUUGACCGUUUCAAACCCUUUCCCUCCUCUUUUUUAAUUUGCAGAAAAUGUGGUGAUUUUCUCAGAGAAAGACGAGUUUGGAAAAUUAACUGCAACUCCAGCGAAGGUUGUCAAGAGGUAUGUGACAGAAAAACAAGCAUGCCGAUAGCAGGGAAGGAGCAGGAUUAUAGUCGACAGCACUUGACACUGAACUCUCUACAGUAGGCCGCAUUCCAGCCACACUAAAGUCAGAGGUGUAUAUAUGGAACAGAUUAAGUUCGUAAACUGAGGUACCACUGUAUCUACGAUCACAUCCACACCACAUAUUUAAAGCACAUUUAUAUCAUUAACAGUGGGGGCAGCUUCCUUCAAAGAAACCUGAAAACCGUGUCGUUUACCACAUACGGAGCUACAAUUCCAAGCACCUUUAAUAAAACACAGUGCCCAGGGUUCUUUGCAGGAAGCUUUGUGCUUAAAAUAUAUGGUGAAUGUGACCUAGAUCUCUAGAUAGAUGAGUGUGCACACAGACGCGCAUAUGAAUCUCUUUUAGGAUCCAUGGAGGGUCCUAAAACCUGGGGAAAAGAGACAAGGAGGGGCAUAUUUAGACCCAGGCUUAAGGUUCCUACAGUCUUGCCAGCAGAGAUCUGGAGGAAAGUUUAUUUACAUUAAGUGGGUGGUGGAGUGGGGGGAGAUGGAAUUUGUUACAGGAAAAUGUUGCAGGAGAAGCACUUUAGUAUUACUGGUAUUUUUUUUUAAAGGAAAGGAUUGAACUUCCCUCGGUUGAUUUGAAAUUUAAAAUACAGUGGUGCCUCGCAAGACGAAAUUAAUCCGUUCCGCGAGUGUCUUCGUCUAGCGGUUUUUUCGUCUUGCGAAGCAACCCUAUUAGCGGCUUAGCGGUUUAGCGGCUAUUAAAGGCUUAGCGGCUUAAAGGCUUAGCUGCUAAAAGGCUAUUAGCAGCUUAGCGGCUUAGAAAAAGGGGGGGGGAGCGAAAAAAAUCUCAAGACUCGCAAGACAUUUUCGUCUUGCGAAGCAAGCCCAUAGGGAAAUUCGUCCUGCGAAGCAACUCAAAAACGGAAAACCCUUUCGUCUAGCGGGUUUUCCGUCUUGCGAGGCAUUCGUCUUGCGGGGCACCACUGUACAAAGAGCUAAAGCCCUGGUGUUCAGGAGGAUACAAGAAUCCUUUGCAGCAGGCUCAGUCGCCAGUAAUUUUAAUGUGAGGCCUCAAUCCAUGCAUACCCUCCAGCAUUUCUCUGAUGAAAAUUGGGACGUCUGGUGCUAUUUUUCUUUAAAAAAAAAGGAAAACACCUCCCUAGUUCUCUCUGAAUGGCUCCCCAUCUGAGAGGUGCUGGAACUGAGUUCUAGUGAGUUCCAGCUAAAAAAAACCCUGGGCAUAUCCUGUUCCAUACCCUCAAAAAUUUCGCCAUUGCAAAUAGGGACGGCCUAAGGAAAAGCGGGACAUUCUGGGGUCAAAUCAGAAACUGGGGUGACUUCUGGGAAUCUGGGACUGUCACUUGGAAUAGACGGCUGGUUUGGGGCAUGUGACUCUAAAAGCCUCUGGAAUUAGAAAAGCAUAGAGUAGGCAAACUAAAAGAUCUUAUGGUCUUUCAUUUCCAGAUCAGGAUGCAAUGGAGGGUAUACGAGGGCUCCCCACCCCCACAAGAAGCCCUGUUGCCUCAUGAAAUCACAUUGCAACACUUUGCAAACACUAGGCUGAGCCUAUUCAGUAAAGACCAUGCAUAUGUAUUUAAAAGAUGCUGGACUCACUUCUGUUAUCGUUUAGAAAAGCAACCCUUCUGUUUUUCCUCCCCCCCUUCCAGUGAAAAUGAUGCUUCUUCAGAGAAUGAGAGGCUUUUAAGUCGUAGUAUGGACAGCGACGAAGAAGCUGCGAUUGACAAGCAAGGGACGCCGGAACUGUGCUUGUUGUCUCUCGUCCAUUUGGCCAGAGAUAAAUCUUCCACAAACAACAAAUCCACUGGCGUAAGUCUCACCUGGAGUUUUAAAAAGGGCAUUGGGUCAAGUGCUACUUUCCCCCGUCUGCUUGAGCAGCUAGCUAGCUGCUCUUCCAUCAGGCAUUGUUAGAAAGAAGAAUACAUAAAAUAUCAUUAACUGUGUGGCUUAAGUUCUGGGGCAUGGCCUCAGCGAGAGCUUCCAUUAGAUGGUGGAGAAAGACUGUAUCCAGUUUUUAAUCUUACAGAAUUAUUGGGAUUGAAAAUGAAAUAGCAAACUUCAGUUCUGACUGAGCUCACAUAUUUCAUUCAUAUGAAAUAUGAAUACGUUCAUUCAUAUUUUAGGUAGCUAUUGAAAGGCAACCCCUGCGUCUGUCUAGUCUGUCUAGCUCAGUCAUCUCUACAUGGACUGGUUGUCCAGGAUUUCAGACAUGGUUCUCUCCUGGCGGUACCUAGAGAUGCCAGGUAUUUGAACCUGGGAUCUUCUGCAUAAAAAGCAGGUGUUCUGCCAGUGAGCUACUGUCCCUUCCACAUUGUCUCCAUGUCCUGGAAUGGUGCAAGCAUAGGCAAACUCCAGAUGUUUGGGACUACAAUUCCCAUCAUCCCUAGCUAACAGGACCAGUGGUCAGGGAUGAUGGGAAUUGUAGUCCCAAACAUCUGGAGGGCCGGAGUUUGCCUAUGCCUGGGUUACAGGCAUGUGGCUCAGGUAAAAGGGUAGCACUAAGGUAAAGAUAAAGGGACCCCUGACCAUUAGGUCCAGUCACGGACGACUCUGGGGUUGUGGAGCUCAUCUCACUUUAUUGGCCGAGGGAGCCAGCGUACAGCUUCUGGGUCAUGUGGCCAGCAUCACUAAGCUGCUUCUGGUGAACCAGAGCAGCGCACGGAAACGCCAUUUACCUUUCCGCUGGAGUGGUACAUAUUUAUCUACUUGCACUUUGAUGUGCUUUCGAACUGCUAGGUUGGCACUAAGGGCCCUGCUAAUCCCUGUCAUAUCUAUGAGAUGUUGUGAUCCAUGGAGGGCUGUUGUGGGACCUUUAUGAAAGAAACUGCAGCUGGCUGUGUUGCUGAUAUAGCAGUACUGUCUAAAAAAGUUUGCCAAAAAGCAUUUAUGAAACCAGUUUUUGCUCCCAGUUCUCCUAACAAGUUUCAUGGCAAAGCAGGCUCUUCCCAGGGCCACUAACUCUCAGAUGAUAUAACCCUCUUUCAGGAGGUGUAGGUAGAGCUGCUUGAUUCACCACAGAUGUGGUGCCCUACGAAUCACAUGGUCUCAGGCCAUGAUAUGCAACCGUGAUAUUUUAUGUAUUCUUCCUGCAAUCUCUGGACAGUGUCUGUUCAAAGAGCAAUUAAACGCUGGAACAUGUAAGCAGAAACGUCCAACUGAUCCAAGGCAGAGGAUGAUCUGGUGUGAGAGUAAUGCAAACUCUCCUUAAAGGGAUAGUGGACAUGAACAGACUCCGCAUCUGUUAAGACUUUUAACUCUUCUGUCACCUCAGCAGCAUACAGCAUGAAAGCCUCUAGUCCGGCCAUUAAUUUCACAGAACUAGCUUUCCUAUGGAAACUUCGCAAAUAUGCUUGAAGACGAAACGAAGAUGUUUCUGUAGUUGGCUCCUGUCAAAGGAGGACACACUAAGACAGAAUCGAGACUCAAACUUUGUAUACUUUAUUAUUUCGUUUUCAAUGGCCCCUGCCCUCUUUUUAGAAGUAUGCAGAUGUUACAAGCCUCACUAAUGAAUGCAACAUGGGGUGUGUGGCAAUAGUUGUGAGAUUAAGCCUACCGGCCAGGGGUCUACUACCAUUUGCCAGUACCUGGGGCAGGUAUGCUCCGCAUGCGCACCAGCCGGAGGUGGAGUGCACUCAUCCAGCACUCGCUGCCAACGAUGCUGGGCAGGUGCUAGAGAGUGCUCUUCAGGCUCUGCUCCACAGCUCCCGUCCCUGCUGGGCAAGCGCUCAUGCGCCAGGUGGGGGGCAGAGGGUGCGUGAUGGGGAUCUCUGCAGGGUGUUUUGCGCACUCCCCAGAUUGUGCGCCCUGGAAAACUGCCCCCUGCUCCCCCACACUACGCCACUGCUACCGGCCUACCAGUGGGGUGAUCUUUCUUCCCACAGGGGCCACAUUAUGUGAGUAGAAUUGCCUUGUGUUCACACACCUUUGGCUCAUAUUAAAGAUUCAGCAGCCUAUUAAACAAUUGCAAUUAGGCUCAUAUUAACUUUUUUAAAAAGACAAAUUUUGCUAUUCUGCUUGUAACAUAACUAGCGAAACAGCUAUAUGGGGUUGGCGAUGAAAGUCCCACCCUGACUACUUGAAAACUGUAUUUAGCCACACUUCUGAUGUCAGUUUUCACUAGACAAUGCCUGGAAAAAAUAAGCACGUCUCCACAGCUAUAAAUGCUAAAAGUGGGCAUUACCAUCCCCACAAAGACCCCACCACCGCCACCAAUGAAAUUCAUAGGAACUGGCGUUCUGCACCUAAUACCAAAUCCCAUUCUUUCUAGGGAAUAGAAUACACAAAACUCCUCCCCCUCUGCUCAUCAAACAUCUGAGGAUGAAGGUCCACUUUCAAAUAAAAAUAAUCUUUUAUUUUCCUUAGAUACAAAGCCGGCGGAAAAAGAUACUUGAUCUGUAUGCCAACGUAUGCAGCGUUGCAGAAGGUGAGUGAAAAGAAAACACAUUAAUUUAUAGCCACAUUAUUUGCUACAUAUCUUCAAGAUGGCUAAUAUGUGACAGGCAAUAGAUUCAGAUAAACCCAACUCUGGAGCUGAGGUAAUUUUGGAAGCAAUCUGUCUGAACGGCAGAAUAAAAUAUCACCCAGUGCUAUAGUUAAGACUAGUGCUUUCGGCUGAAUUCCUAUACACUUUUACCUGCGAGAAAUCCCACUCAAGUCAAUCAAGCUUUGAAAAGACGUAUGUAGGUCCCACUGCAUGACAAAAAGCGUUGCUCGAUUACUACUUUUUUUUCUUUUAAAGCCCACUUUGAUUGCAAGAUUCUUUAAGAACACAAGCCAUAGCAAGAUAUUUACGGUCUGUGAGAAUAAACUUACAGCCACAUAAGCAUUUGCAUCUGUUCCACCCCUACCCCUGCCUUUCCUUUUUACCUCAGAAGAUGUGUUUGGAAAAUUCUCUUGUUUUUGACCUCAGGAUAAGAUGGGGAAAGUGGUAGGCCUCACCAGGAAUUUCACCCUUUCCUUGAAAUAUGUGUUGGCCCUGAGGUGACAAUAAUAUAUAUAUUUUUUUAAAAAAAGAAGAAGUUCUCUUUGUUGGGGGUUCCAGUGCUCAUCAAUGGACACUUUUUGCUUUCAAUGAAAACUGGAAGUUUCAACCUCUUCUGUAGGCAGUGCCAGAUUUACGUAUAAGCUAAACAAGCUAUAGCUUAGGGCCCCACUCUCUUUGGGGCCCCCAAAAAAAUUAAAGGAAAAAACUAUUAAUUGUAUUUCAGUUCAACAAUUAUUUUGAUAAAAUACAUAUUUUGUUAUGCGCAAAUGGCUUUAGAUACCUAUUAGAUCCAUGAAUUACCAUAUAGCAUAUAUUCAACACACAAAACAGCGACAGUUUGUUGUUGACAAAGGACAGCUGGACAUAUAAAGGGCCCCAUUACCUUCUGUAGCUUAGGGCCUCAUCAAACCUAAAUCUGGCCCAGCCUGUAGGCAUAAGACCUCCCUAUAAAAUUUUUCACAUGAAGGUUGGCUGUCAGCUUAUGCCAGGAAGAUGGGGAAAGGAAACAGCAGCAAAACAAGGAAGGGGAAUGUUCUGGAUUAAUUGAUCUCUACAAUUCUAUGAUCCGAUGAAAAGCAUUGCGAGUACAAUGUUAAUGCUAAUAAAGUAAUAUUCUGAAUAUGGAGAAGCUAUGGCCCUCUAAAUGUUGUUGGGCUACAACUCCCAUCAUCUCUGACCGUGGGCCAAGCUGGCUGGGGCUGAUGGAAGUUGGAGUCCAUCACCUUCUGGAAGGCCACAGCUUCCUCAGCCCUGCCCGGAAGAGGCACUACAUGUCAAACAUGGAGAAGAGAGCUCAGUAAACGUGACCCUCUAAACUUUCUUUUUAGGCCUCAGUCCCACAGAGCUCCCGUUCGAUUGUCUGGAGAAGACCAGCAGGAUGCUGAGCUCCACGUACAACACCGAGAAAGCCAUUGUGAAGACCUGGCGCCACCUCGCCGAGAGCUUUGGACUGAAGCGUGACGAAAUAGGUGGCAUGACUGACGGCAUGCAGCUCUUUGACCGCAUCAGCACAGCAGGCUACAGCAUUCCAGAACUGCUAACAAAACUAGUGCAGAUUGAACGGCUAGAUGCCGUGGAGUCUCUUUGCGCAGAUAUCUUGGAGUGGGCCCAAGUGAUACCUAAACCUGAUCCGGUGGUGGCCUCGUGA
Molecule: messenger RNA, 54354 nt
Organism: Podarcis lilfordi (Lilford's wall lizard)
Lineage: Eukaryota; Metazoa; Chordata; Lepidosauria; Squamata; Lacertidae
Source: the annotation of a GenBank genome assembly